This is a messenger RNA of Bacillus rossius redtenbacheri, 58769 nucleotides long. Its product is annotated as gastrula zinc finger protein XlCGF57.1-like. Gene Ontology annotation, molecular function: RNA polymerase II cis-regulatory region sequence-specific DNA binding; DNA-binding transcription repressor activity, RNA polymerase II-specific. The record is from RefSeq and is a predicted model, not a curated record. NCBI's taxonomy places the organism in Eukaryota, Metazoa, Arthropoda, Insecta, Phasmatodea, Bacillidae. The transcript is spliced from 6 exons. Gene Ontology annotation, biological process: regulation of transcription by RNA polymerase II. The coding region runs from base 16142 to 17839 and encodes 565 amino acids. Gene Ontology annotation, cellular component: transcription regulator complex; chromatin; nucleoplasm.
CGUCAUCCUGAUUUCGGCGCGAGACACCUCGGAGGCGCUGUUUCCACACCCUGUUUGGUGAGUAAUCCGUUUUUUUUCCCCUCCCCAUAUUCCCGUUUGUUGGCCUUUCGCGCCGAAUGUAUAUGACUGUCUGGAAGCAGGUCUAAUUCGUUUUGAAUUUGACUUGUGUUUCAGACAGGGUCCAAGUUUCUGGGGAGAGAAAUUGCUCCCCGCAUGAUAUUCGGGACCUCCAGCUGAUUUCCCCCUUUAGAAGAGUUUUUCUCUCGGUCCGACGUCAUCCUGGGAAGACCCGGGUGGUAUGAGCUAUAUAUAUUUUCCGCUUGCAUGGAAGGAACUAAAUUCAUUAAAAAGAUACCAGCGAGCAGUGCUUUAAGAAAGUAAUCCUCAAGAACAUGUAAAAUCAAGGAAACUUAUAUAUAUGUAAUCGUUGGGAGAAUCAAAUUAUGGUGCUAUACUUGAAAUUUUUUUAAUGUAAUAAUUUGUUUGUUAAGGUGUAAUGUGUAUUGUUUUAAAUAAUGUAGGGGCUCCCCCUUAACUUUGUUAAUUACUAAGAUCUUUAUUAUCAUGUCGAAAUAAUGCUAAAACAAAACCUCUUAAUGAUAAACCAGGAAAACCUAUAGACCAAAUUAUUUAUAUAGUGUAUUUAUUUAUCAUAUACCUUCUUCUACAUAACGAUCCACGAACUCCCAAGUUACUAGAGUGCAGGGAGUGUAAAUUUUGUCGUGUUCACUGCCUCGUGUCGCCUCUGGUAAUUAACUUUAAUUUUCUUAAUAUUUUGCCCAGCAGUUUCCAAGGUGUUUUUAAUUAAUUUAAAAUAAUAUAUUUUUGGGCACGAGGGGAGUUACAAUUUUAUUACGUAAUUUCCAUCGUUUUGAUCUCAAGCCACCAUCACUGUCUUCGCUCUUGACUGCUUUAGGUGCUUCAGCACAGUACUCAAUUAUGUCAGCAUCACAAGCUUGAUCAGGAAAUUAAUUUUAUUACGUCGUUUCCAUCGUUUGGUCUCAAACCACCAUUAAAGUCUUCGCUCUUGCAUUAUUUAGGUGCUUCAGCACAGUACUCAUUCAUUUCAGCAUUACAAGCUUGAUCAGGAUAAUUAAUUUUAUUACGACGUUUCCAUCGUUUUUGUCUCAGGCCACCAUCACAGUCUUCGAUCUUGACCGCUUUAGGUGCUUCAACACAGUACUCAAUCAUGUCAGCCUUAGAUUUGUCAGCACAGUCAUCGAACAUGUCAGCCUCAGAUGUCACCACAAUCUUCAAUAAUGUCAGCUUCAGAUGUUUCAUCACAGUCUACGGUCUUGUCAGCUGUGGUUCUCCAUCUUUCACAUUUUUAUGGAGACGACUAUAUAUUGAUGUAAAUAUAUUUUCUUUUCUAAUGAGGUUUCUACUUUCUUCGUUUGUUUUUUUUGAAAUUAUUGUCUUGAUAUAUAUAUCAGUAUUUUUAGCAUUAGCUUUUUUACAUUCUUCAUAAUCAUUAUUGUCGUCUAAUAUUCUGCCUUCGUUCCUCUUCCACGAUGUUGGAGCACAGUCUUCGUUAUCUUUAUUCAUCUAAGGUGUACAGUUCUUGCAAUGUCUAUCCAAGUAAUAUCUUCAACCAAAGGAUUUAUGACACUGACUGCAAUUAUAUGGUUUUUGACAAGGACCCAAAUUAUACUCCUUCUCUCAUGUCGUUUAGCAUUCUUUCUCAAGGUAAACAUCUUGCUGCAGUAUCUACAGUGAUGUCGUUUUGAUACAGCUACAGGCAACGAAUCAGGGUACAUGUUAGAUUCUGCGACUAAUGGCAGAUGCAAACUAAGAGUUUUAAAUUAAAACCAUUACUUAAAAAGAAUUUUUUAAAUAUUUUGUCAGCGAGAGUUAAAUUAUCUCAUGCAAAAGUACUGGUUGUAAGUAGUUAUGCUUUUCAACAACAGAUGAUGCCACGUGUUGCUGCAGGUAAAUAAUAUUUAUUUCUUUUAUGCGGGAUGCGGAUGUUCACUAACGAUCGCAAAAGAAGGAUGGCUUUGCUAGACUCAAAGGAGAAGGAAGUUUGUUCAUCCAGUUAGUGUUUCUCAGAUUUCUCAGGGCAUAUUAUUAUUUGACUGAAUAAUGAUUUUUUUUAUAAUGCCACCUGAUAAAAAUAUUGCAAGUGGUGAUUUAGUAGCAGAAAUUCACUAAUUAAAUUUAAUCUUGAAUAUAAUGACAUGUCUCAUUAAGAGUAAAACUCCUUCAUGGAGAGAUAGGUUUCUCAUAAAUAACCAGAAUCCCUUUGAGAAACCACAGGAAUGAUCGCAAGCACACGGAAAAAACCAUCACAAUAUUGACAAGAAUAAUUAGGAGCACACGGAGAACACCAUCAAAAUAUUGACAACGAUAAUCGGGAGCACACAGAGAAAACCACCACACAUUUUCUUUCAUAAAUUACAAAAAAAAAUUAAUAAAAUUAAACAAAAAUUACAAAACAUACAAAAACUGAUUCUGGCUUGGACUAGAACUCUAUCUUUGCUCAAUAAUGAGAAUUACAUAAGCUAGCAGAAUCAGUUUUUUUAUAUUUUGUAAUUUUUGUUUAAUUUUUUUUUUAAUUUAUCAAAGAAAAUGUGUGGUGGUUUUCUCCGUGUGCUCCCGAUUAUCCAUGUCAAUAUUAUGAUGGUUUUCUCCAUGUGCUCCUAAUUAUUAUUGUCAAUAUUUUGAUGGUUUUUUUCCGUGUGCUUGUGAUCAUUCCUAUGGUUUCUCCAAGUGCUUCUGGUUAUUUCUGAGAAACCGAUCUCUUCAUGAAGGAGUUUUACUUUUAAUGAGACAUGUCAUUAUAUUCAAGGUUAAAUUUAAUUAGUGAAUUUCUGCUACUAAAUCACCACUUGCAAUAUUUUUAUCAGGUGGAAUUUAAAAAAAUCAUUAUUCAUUCAAAUAAUAAUAUGCCCUGAGAAAUCUGAGAAACACUAACUGGAUGAACAAACUUCCUUCUCCUUGGAGUCUAGCAAAGCCAUCCUUCUUUUGCGAUCGUUAAUGAACAUCCGCAUCCCGCAUAAAAGAAAUAAGUAUUAUUUACCUGCAGCAACACGUGGCAUCAUCUGUUGUUGAAAAGCAUAACUACUUACAACCAGUACUUUUGCAUGAGAUAAUUUAACUCUCGCUGACGAAAUAUUAAAUAAAUUCUAUUUAAGUAAUGGUUUUAAUUUAAAACUCUUAGUUUGCAUCUGCCAUUAGUCGCAGAAUCUAACAUGUACCCUGAUUCGUUGCCUGUAGCUGUAUCAAAACGACAUCACUGUAGAUACUGCAGCAAGAUGUUUACCUUGAGAAAGAAUGCUAAACGACAUGAGAGAAGGAGUAUAAUUUGGGUCCUUGUCAAAAACCAUAUAAUUGCAGUCAGUGUCAUAAAUCCUUUGGUUGAAGAUAUUACUUGGAUAGACAUUGCAAGAACUGUACAACUUAGAUGAAUAAAGAUAACGAAGACUGUGCUCCAACAUCGUGGAACAGGAACGAAGGCAGAAUAUUAGACGACAAUAAUGAUUAUGAAGAAUGUAAAAAAGCUAAUGCUAAAAAUACUGAUAUAUAUCAAGACAAUAAUUUCAAAAAAAAAAAAAAAACGAAGAAAGUAGAAACCUCAUUAGAAAUGAAAAUAUAUUUACAUCAAUAUCUAGUCAUCUCCAUGAAAAUGUGAAAGAUGGAGAACCACCUGAAGCUGACAAGACCGAAGACUGUGAUGAAACAUCUGAAGCUGACAUUAUUGAAGAUUGUGGUGAUACAUCUGAGGCUGACAUGAUCGAUGACUGUGCUGACAAAUCUAAGGCUGACAUGAAUGAGUACUGUGCUGAAGCACCUAAAUCAUGCAAGAGCGAAGACUGUGAUGGUGGCUUGAGACCAAAACGAUGGAAACGAUGUAAUAAAAUUAAUUUCCUGAUCAAGCUUGUGAUGCUGACAUAAUUGAGUACUGUGCUGAAGCACCUAAAGCAGUCAAGAGCGAAGACAGUGAUGGUGGCUUGAGAUCAAAACGAUGGAAAUGACGUAAUAAAAUUGUAACUCCCCUCGUGCCCAAAAAUAUAUUAUUUUAAAUUAAUUAAAAACACCUUGGAAACUGCUGGGCAAAAUAUUAAGAAAAUUAAAGUUAAUUACCAGAGGAGACACACGAGGCAGUGAACAAGACAAAAUUUACACUCCCUGCACUCUAGUUACUUGGGAGUUCGUGGAUCGUUAUGUAGAAGAAGGUAUAUGAUAAAUAAAUACACUAUAUAAAUAAUUUGGUCUAUAGGUUUUCCUGGUUUAUCAUUAAGAGGUUUUGUUUUAGCAUUAUUUCGACAUGAUAAUAAAGAUCUUAGUAAUUAACAAAGUUAAGGGGGAGCCCCUACAUUAUUUAAAACAAUACAUAUUACACCUUAACAAACAAAUUAAUACAUUAACAAAAUUUUUAAGUAUAGCACCAUAAUUUGAUUCUCCCAACGAUUACAUAUAUAUAAGUUUCCUUGAUUUUACAGGUUCUUGAGGAUUACGUUCUUAAAGCACUGCUCGCUGGUAUCUUUUUAAUGAAUUUAGUUCCUUCCAUGCAAGCGGAAAAUAUAUAUAGCUCAUACCACCCGGGUCUUCCCAGGAUGACGUCGGACCGAGAGAAAAACUCUUCUAAAUGGGGAAAUCAGACGGAGGUCCCGAAGAUCAUGCGGAGAGCAAUUUCUCUCCCCAGAAACUUGGACCCUGUCUGAAACACAAGUCAAAUUCAAAUAAAUUAGACCUGCUUCCAGACAGUCAUACACAUUCGGCGCGAAAGGCCAACAAAUGGGAAUAUGGGGAGGGGGGAAAAACGGAUUACUCACCAAACAGUGUGUGGAAACAGGGCCUCCGAGGUGUCUCGCGCCGACAUCAGGAUGACGCGCACCGAGAAAUCGCGGAUGUGCGUUAGGAAAACAAAUUUUUAAAGAAUAAAAAAAAUAAAAAUUUUAACUACACAUGACUUUUUCUAAAAACUACAUUUGCCUGGCUACUGUACAAAUGGUAUCACAUCGCUUCAGCAACUGACUACAUCUUUUAUGCAACCGAAAAUCGCCGUUCCCGCGAAAAUCCUCUUAGUGCAGAGGACGCCGAGAACACGUGGUCAGCAGCCGAGGUCAGAUUACUGAGUCCUGGCGAUGACGGUCAUAGCUACUAAUGAAAUCGGGUGGUCGGCCCUAGGAAAAAAGAAGGGGUAGGUUGGGCUCAUGGCCGCAAACAUGCGAAGGAGUCCGAGGCGGUCGUGACAAGAACACAGACAUGCGCACUCUCUACUGGCAAGUACAGAAGGCAACAAACAAUCGACUUCUACUAGCCGCGAGAAGAAUCAUAGUGCCUUAUGGCGCCGCGGUGCUGCUUUCUAGCGGUGUAAAGGGGAACUAAUUGAGGUGGUGAGUUGACUUGCCACCAGGUGUCACGAGGGUGUGCUUUACAUGCUGGCGACCAGGCCAGCGGUUACUUUUUCUGCCGCUAGAUGUCGUGGACGUCUCUGUAAGACCAGGGAGAAAGUCCUUGAAUUAGCCCAUCGUCUUGGCUAAGUUCACGACAGGUCACUGCUCCCGACUUGAUUUCUCAGAACAAAUGUGAGGUAGAGUGAGAGGAAGGGGGGACAGAAAUAGCCACUAAGGUGGGAACACAGGUCCACUGGAGACUCAUUCGUGACGAGACUUGCUAUUCUCAGCAGGCCUCUAAGAAAUAGCAGCUUGCAGCCCAGAAGCCACUCUAUGCAAUUUUUGUCAUGAAGAGAAAUAAAAUUACAAACUCGGGACGUGACUGCAGGCGAGAGAAAUUUCAACUGGGCUGCCCACGUCCACAUUUGACAGCAAAAUAUCAGAUAGGCCCCCUGGGAAAGGGGUCUUCGGUCCACUGGCACAAAGUUUAAACACGUGGCGUACACCGGCCUAACAAAGAGUAAAUCACCCCCUUAACAACCAGAUAAAUUAAAAAAAAUAAGAUUUCCAAAAAAAGUUUAAAAUUAUAGAAAAAUAAAGAAAGGUGAGGAAAUGCCUAAUUUCCGGCACAAAAUAAAUUAUCCUAAUCAAGCUUGUGAUAAUCACUGGUUCGAUGACGAAAGUGACCUUGUGGUUGGUGUUGAAACAGAAGACACCAGGGAUAAUCAUUUUUAUUAUAAACAUACAAGGAAGAUGAACGUAGCAGAGAGAUUGAUUAUACCUCAUGGGAAGAUCCUAACAUAUUGGUUGACAGGCUAAGGCUUCUACAUGGUUCGCUUUGUGCAGGAAACUAUUCGAGCAUCAAAGAAAUAUCCCUCAUACUUAAAGAACUGAGGGAAGCUAGCUACAUAAAAUAAUGGUUUCCAUUAAUUGCAUGUGUAUAAACUUGAAGAAAAAUUAAGAUUAUUUAAAAAUGUACUUUAUCAUUUCUCGAAAGCUCACCUAAAUAAAUUUAUAACUAAAAGGUGUAAAAAAGUCACCACUGACAUCCAAAAUGUAUAUUAAUAAAGUCAUGCAUGUAAUCAUGUCAAGUUCGAUAAAAAAAGUAAUUGAAAUCAGUUGGAGUAUUUGGAGCUGUUAGAGCUGUUGGAGCAUUUGUAGCAUUUGGAGAAUUUGGAGCAUUUGGAGCUGUUGGAGCAUUUGGAGCAUUUGGAGCAUUUGGAGCUGUUGGAGCAUUUGGAGCAUUUGGUGCAUUUGGAGCCUUUGUAGCAUUUGAAGCUGUUGGAGCAUUUGGAGCAUUUGGAGCCUCUGGAGCUGUUGGAUUUGUUAGAGCAUUUGGAGGAGUUGGAGCUGUUGGAGCUAAGAAUUAGUCGUUUCAUGUCUAUGCAGGGCUAAAUGUUUAUAAGAUUGCUGGCUUUCGCAAGUCAUCCUUUAGUAGGAUAGAAAUUAUGUAAUAAAUAUUAUGUUUGUAAAAGAACUUGCGGUGUUUUAUUUCUCGAAGCUGACAUUUUUCUGGUAUUUAAAUUUAAUUUAUUUUCAGCUUCGUUCAUAGAUUGAAGAAAGUUUCGAUUCAAUAUGUAAAAUAAUGUGUGAUUUUUUCGGUGAAUUUUGGAAUUUUUCCCGAACUAAUAAGUCAAUAAAAACAAAUAUCUAAAAUGGCGCUCGUAAUGGUUUAAAGGAUGAUGGUAAUAAAUGAUUUUAAGUAUCUUUUAGGUCUUUGAUAAUAAUAUAUUAUAAUAAUUAUUUUUUCCAUAAAAUUAUUUUUUUGCAUCAUCCAAGGAUCUAACCAAGAACAGGAAUUGAUAUAAUCAAUCAUUACUUUAAUGAGUGAAUUUUUUGAUGAAUUUUGUAAUUUUAUCCAGAAUUUCUAGAUAAAUAAUUAUACGAUUCCAAGAUGGCGCCCAAAUUUCAAGAUGGCAGGCACUUCAGUAAUAAUAAAUGAUUACUGCACUCUAGCGGGUAAAACUUAGACAAGUAUGAUGGUAAUGUACUCUAUAAGACGAGUACACGCACAAGAUGGUGUCCUCCAGCAGACGAAAACAAGAUGGUGGCAAUGACCUCUAGCAUAUUGUAGCUCCUGGUAGCAUGUACUGAACGAGAAAUGGCGGAUCCAUGAUGGUCGUCAAGGUAAAAUCAUAUUUCAAGGUCAAAGUAAAAUUUCACUGUUAAGGUCAAAUUUCAAGGUCAAAGUCAAAGUUCAAUGCCAACAGUUGAGGACAAAGUUAUGGUGAACAGAAUAUUAUACUAAUAUGGUAUCAGCACACUCUAGCAGACGAAAACAAUAUGGUGGUCUCCAGCGGAUGAAGACAAGAUGGCGGACAUGUCCUCAUACCAGAUGACGAUAUAUAUACCUUGCUAUUGGUGGCGGAGAUCAGUCUGUAGGUGGCUUCGUGGAGGAAGGAUCUGUUUUUUUUUUGCUCUAAUAGUUUCGAAUCAAGGACAGGAAUCGAACUAAUUAAUCAGUAUUCUAAUAAGUAAUUUUUUUUUCGAAUCUCUAGCAUUUAAAUUAUGUAUUUUCAAGAUAGUGACCGUAACGAAAAUUACAACGGUGUUUUUUUAAGAUUUUUAUUAUUUAAUUUGAUUGAUUAAUUUUUAAUGAUUUUUAAAUUUUUUCCCGAUUUUCUAACAAAACAAUUACAGAUAUUCAAGAUUGUGACCGUAACGAUACAUGUUACAGUUACGUCUUAAUACAUGAUGGUGGUUCUGUCUCGAACAGGUGGUGCUAUUAUUACUUCAAAUCAAAAAAAUUACAAGUCCGAAUAUGCAUGUUAUUUUUAUAUAUACCUUAUUUUAUUCUCAGUUUGGUAAAUGUCUCGAUGGCCUUGCGGUUAAAAGCGUAUGUUUUCCAAUCUAGAGAUCAGAGCUGCAAUGGUUCGAAUCACAGCGCUUCCGAUGUAUUCUGUUAAAAAAUUUAAAUUUAAUAUGUCGAUAAGGACCAUAAUAGCUAUGGUAGGUAAUGGAACAUCGACCUUAUGUGAUGAAUCAGAGCGACGCUGGCGCUCUCUAUGUAUAAAAAGCAGAAAUAAUUUCCUUGGUAUCCAAGAUGGUGACCUCCAGAAGAACAAAAAAUAAAUAAAAUAAAGAGCUAGGCUGGCGCUCUCUAGGAACAAACAGCAGAAACAAAGUCAACGGUAUCCAAGAUGGCAGCCUCCAGAAGAACAAAAAAAUCAAGAGCGUUGCUGGCGCUAUCUAGGAACAAAGAACAGAAACAAAGUCGACGGCAUCCAAGAUGGCGGCCCCCAGUGAAACAGAAAAAUUCAAUAUGGCGGUCAUGACGAAAAUUUCAUCAUAAUGAGUGGGGCGCUCUAUUUAAAUAUGGCGGAUCCAAGAUGGCAAAAAAAAAAAAAGAAGAUUUAGGUCGUUGAAACCGUAGUCGUUUAUUCCUAGAUGUCUAAAAAUUGUAACGAUCGUAAACGCUGAAUUUUUUUUACAUAGAAUGUAAAGUAUUUCCCCAGUAUAUAACAUUAUUUUUUUAAACGUUUUCUUUUACUGUAAGUUCUCACAUGCUCUGUGGUUUUUAAAUAAAAUAGUUUGACUCAAAGUUUUUUGUCCUAAAGUCAUUUGUCCUAACUUGGUUUUUCAUAAUGUCGUUUGUCCUAAAAUCAUUUGUCCUAAAAGUCGUUUGUCCUAAAGUCGUUUGUCCUAAAGUCGUUUGUCCUAAUGUCGUUUGUCCUAAAGUCGUUUGUCCUAAUGUCGUUUGUCCUAAAGUCGUUUAUCCUAAUGUCGUUUGUCCUAAAGUCGUUUGUCCUAAUGUCGUUUGUCCUAAAGUCGUUUGUCCUAAAACUCAGAGUAAGGAUUUAUCGAUACUGGAACCGUCGUUUGUCCUAAAAGUCGUUUGUCCUAAAGUCGUUUGUCCUAAAGUCGUUUGUCCUAAUGUCGUUUGUCCUAAAGUCGUUUGUCCUAAAACUCAGAGUAAAAAUAUUUUGAAGCUGUUCCGUCGUUUGUCCUAAAAUUCGUUUGUCCUAAAGUCGUUUGUCCUAAAGUCGUUUGUCCUAACGUCGUUUGUCCUAAAGUCGUUUGUCCUAAUUUUUAGGACAAACGAAAUUAGGAUAAACGCUUUAGGACAAACGAUUUUAGGACAAACGCCGCACCCCCAAUCGGUCUUGUUUUCUGUGAAUUUUUAUCUUAAUAUUUUUAUAUAUAUUUUGAUUUUCAGAAUUUUUUCUAUGACAAAUAGUGCAAAACUGCAUUUGUAUUUCCAAAAAGCUGCAUUAAAUUAUAGACAGUGCUUUUCACUAUGACUAUUUGAGUUUACCAAAUAUUUUCCUGGGUAGUUUCACUUUCAUAAAGUUUCAUUUGAAACACCAAUAUGUGUGUCUCCUGAUGUUUACUAAAGUGUAUAUAUAUAUGGGUUUAUGUUGCUACAAGUGGGUCCACCAUCUUUGUGUUACAUUUCCGUUUAUCGACUUCCGUUCCGUUUUCAUGAAAUUACUUCUACCAAAUGCAAUAUUCCGACGGCAAAGAUGUUUACUCAUAAAAAAAGUUCAUACAUCUAGUAAUAUUUGAACUGAUAUUUAGAUUAUAAUAUAAAAACUAGCCGCUACUAUCCAGCAACCAAAGCUAUGUUGUAGUCUUUGUGCUCUUUUAUGUCAAAUGAUAGUAACUCCUGUGAAUAUGCAUUUAUUAGAUAUGUUUAUUUAAAAUGGUGCAUUUUACUCCGCAUGAUGGGUGAGCAUGUGCAUAUUGGUUAAAGGUUUACAGUUCUACAGUACAUGUGCGCAUGAAGAUCCUACGUGGGUUUUUAAUGUUGUUUAUGGUUUGAGUUCAAAAUAUUUUUCAGUCACCUUUGAUAUUCGCAUCCAAUCUAAGUGAUUUUCAGAGUAAAUUGUCAUGAAGUGCAAUAUUUUGAAUCAUCGCUAAACACUUGAGUUUUAUCACCUUGCGUAUAUUGCUGAAAGGACUUUUUGUUUUAACAUGUAUUGAUUAUAAAGGUACAACAUUCGUACCAUUGAUAUAUAAUUUGUCUAGGUCAGUGCACGUACAAAAUUACAGAAAUAUGCGUGAAAUUGGUUUAUAAUUGCAUGGUCAGUACUAUGAUGCAAUUAAAGUGAAGGCAAGGUUGACAUUUCCUAGUUUGGUUUUAUACUAUUUUUGAUUUUUAAAUUUAAUCAUCAAUUUUUUAUUUAAAAUUUUUUUGUGAAAAGUUAAAAUUUUAGUCAUGUUUUAUGAUAUUUUUCCUAAAUUUGUAUGAAUGGAACUUGUAAUAAAAUUAAAAUUUUGAUUAUUUUUUUUGUUGAAUUUGGUACAGAAAAACUUACCCACUGUUUGUAUUUAUAAAGCAACUCUAUUUGUCUUUAAGUGUGUACUUAUUUAGGAUAAGUAACACAUGAAUACACUGAAUAAAUGUUUUAAAUUACCUAAGAAAUUAAAUAUGUGUUAAGAAUAAAUUAAAUCUAUAUAAUUUUACAAGAUAAUUUUUUAGAUCAUGAAUGGAUAAAAUUUAAAAUAACUGUACAAACAACUAAUAUAUUAAGUUGCAAAUAAACAUUAAGCGUUUCUCUCAUUCAUUAUUUCGAACUGUUCUAUGAAAUGUUGGAUAUGUCCUGUAGGUCUAUCUCACAUAUGAUGUGUUAAAUUGGUAGCAGAACAAACUAGCGAACUAGGGAACUGGAACACCCAAGACAGAUUGAGAGAUCAAUUUGUUAAUCUUCAAAAUUACGGAUUCGUGAUUUGAACAGAAAGUGUUUGUAAGGCUGUUUGAGACAGUUUUAAAACUUUUAUCUUUGCUGUCGUGGAGCACAGCGUACAGAUUUAGAUUGACAUUGUUUUGACUGACGUGAUACAAUGUUUAGAAUAUUGAUGACCUAAACAAGUUUUAGCAGUGAUUCACGGGGCAAAAUUUUAGAAGUUUAUUUUCUUACUUUAGGUUUUAAGAUAUUUUUCAAGAGUCGGAUAUAUGUCUAGUGAGAGCAAUGGCCCGCAGGUUGACGAAAGCAGCAGCAGUAGUGGGAGGUUUACAAACACCCUGACUCUUCUUGGAAGAGGGGACAUUGCCGGGACCACAGCUGCAGACUAGUUCCAGCCCCGGCCACUGAGGGCUGCCCAGUGCCUGGCCUGUGGGGAUACACUCCCAGCCAGGCGGGAGAGGGUAGUGGGAAUGGUUUUAGGAAUUUUAUAUUGGUGGUGACUUUUCAUCAAACUUGGAAUAAAACUUUAAAUUUAAAAAAAAAAAUCAUAACUAUGCAAUCAAACAAACAUAAAUUUUCUUUUUAUUUAUGUAUAUACAAAUAUUCACUUUAAACUAUUCAAACAUUUCAAAUAUUUAAAUAGGUUUUAUGUUUAUUGUUACUAAAAAAUAAAUUUUAUAUACUCUACCUAGUGUAAAAUAACCAAACCAACAGUCUGGACUGUGUAUAUGGUGUUAUUUUAAUAACACUUACGUAAACAUUAACAAUUAAUAAUACAAUAUUUUUUGGCUACGGUGUUAAAUUAUAAUGAGUCACAUAAGAAAAUGUAAAAAUUUAUAUACAAUUGGACGGAUUCUGAACCUAAGUAGCCUAGGUACUUCUGAUCAUCAAACUCAUAAUGCCACAUUAGAAAACACAUUGUUUGAAACUUGUUGUAAAAUAUUGUGUUAUUAAUGCAGUAAUGCUUAAAUUAUAACAUAUUUAAGUUGCUAUUAUUUUUUGAUGGCUAUUAAAAUUUACAAAAAGUAUAUGGUCUUUUAUUCAAAAUAAUAUUUAUGAUGAUGGUGUCAUUGUAAUUAAAAUCAAUUAGCUUUCAAACAGAAAAUGUUUUAAAAUAUUGAAUUAUGCCUUAUAAAAAAAAAAUUUGGUUUUGUGUACAUUGUAAAGUUAUUUAAUGCAGUAAAUUGAAAGGGGUGAUUAGAUUUAUUUGUACGCAAGUGCAUAUUCAAAUGAUUUGUGUGGAUGUCUAAAGAAUCAACUUAAAUAUACUACUUAACCUGUAGCUCUACCUUUGUUUUAAUUAAGGAUGGAAUAUUCAUAGCACAGAAUCAGAGAUGAUUACUCUCAGCAACAAAAUCAAAAACCAAAAGAAAAUUUACAAAUUAUUAUUCAAUGGAAUGAUAAGCAACAGGGAAGGAUAUAAUACUGAUGGCCUCUGGAAACAAUAGUGUGUGCUCAUUCCAAAAUUCUGCCCCCGAAAUGUACGAUCAGCAAGAAAUAUGUACUCGGAGGCACAAUUUAACAGAAAUACAGCCAACUCUGAAAAAAAUUUCAAAAGACGUUUCCAGAGGAUGGAGAAAAAAAGACCUCCGUCAACGAAGACUGCUGAAUACCAUUGCCCCGAAGUUAAACUUCCUUACGUUAUAUACUGGUACCUACUCAUAAAACAAGUCAAUAAUAUGGGCAGUUUUUCUCAUUUUUAUGUACUAUUAUUUUCAAGUCCAGUAGAAGAUUAUAGCAAGCCACAAUUGUCCCUGGCUAAAAAACGACCAUUUCUUCACAUACAAAGACAAACACUUGAGAAUAUUAGAAUAUGUGAGUAGUGGGGUAGUAUGUUGUGCAGUUUAUUAUUAUUAAUAUUGAAGAUAAAAUUUCGAAAACAUUAAAUAUAUGAGUUUUAAAUGCACUUUUAAACUUUUUCGUAUCGAAAAAAUACAACCGCCGGGCCACUGAGAUGGCAUGACUUCUCGGCCCAGCUCGCGAUCCACAACUGCUUACGAAACAACACCCAUUACAAAUCUUACAGAUAAAUUCAUUUAGCUGGGGACUUCCCUGAAAUGCUUAUUUCCUUCUUACUACAACACUUACUCUUGCACUACUUUUCAGUGAUUCCCCUGGUUCUCUUACACAUCUCUGUCUCUUUCUAGCCUAAAACACAAUCUGGUAUUCUCCAGUCCGAUAUCCUUUACAUGGUCCAGGCGAACGUCUGUCUCUUUUACACUGGAUGAGAUAAAUUAUUGUUUAAUCAUUUCGGGGUCGACAUAGUCUGGCCACACGUCUUAAUUUUCUUCUCUCAACGCAAUACUCACUGUUUUAACAGGACUAUAACACACUUAACAUAAAAUUAUUAUUAUAAAAAGCACAUUCAGAUGCAAUAAAAUACGGAAUGUUACACUUAAAUAAAUAUUACCCUAACCAACAUAGUAAAACUAGUAAAAUUAUAGUCAAAUGGCUUUUCUAAAUAAAAUUAUUAAUUACCAAAAUUACUUACUAAAUAUUUGACACAAUAUUAGUGUUAAAAAUUAGCCACUGUGACCUUGCAGCAGAUCUGCAGUACUGAGAAAACCCUAUAUUUAUUCCUGUAACAAAUCCUCAUAAAAGCUGGGAAGGGCAGGGUCUUGUGUCUUACAAGACAAGUUAGCUGCAUGCAACACACCAACUGACAUGUUUGUAAAGGGUUUACCAGUUUAAUAUUGACGUCGGCCGGGGCUACGCCCUCCCUAAGCCCGAUGUGCCUCACGCCGUCACCACCCCUCUCCUCCCACCACCACCCUCUAUUCAAACCUCCUGCUCGUGCGUGCGUGUGUGCGUGUGUUUCUAGCCCGGCAAGAUGGCGCCUAGAAGCAGUGCGGCGACCCCCUAAAGUGUUAAGUUUUAAUGUGAAUUGUAAACCCUUUUUCAUUCAUUUUUUUGCCCCAGUGUUUUGUUGCAGUUUACUCGUGUAUUUCUUUAAUUUAAAUAUUACGUUACUUAAAAAACUACAGACGUUGCCCGGGCGGACCCGAAUAGGCACGGACUUGGACGAGGGUAGGAAUGUUUUUAUAUAAAUUCUCAAUAACUACGUAAAUAUUAAUGUACUUUAAAUUGCCAGUAGUUUUUAUAUAUUUUUUAAUGUUAAUCUAUGAUUUACUUAACUUUCGCCGGGGCACGGAAUCGCAGAAUGUAAUAACGGUAAUUGUGUUGGCGCGGAGGCGCCAUGUUAGUCGAGACGAGCCAGCUAUCGCCCAGUCUUCCGCCAUCAACGACUGAGAGCAGACGCGUCAGCACUCCGGGGACCUCACCGCUUGUAUUCUCUGUUAAGUAAUUCUGUUAACUUUAAUUUCAUCUCAAUCGCUUUCUCUUAGUCCUCGGAGCAGCUCUCGGUCGGGGGACUGUUUUAUUAAUUAAUUUACGACCAGUCUCGGUCUUUUAUCUUGUACAACGUAAUUCAAUAUGUGACCACGUGGUGGCGCAUCACCUAUAGACCGAUUCGUGCCGCGGGUAUUUUUGUACUGUUUCAACCGUGUACGUGUGUGAGCGGAAUUAGCGGAAUAAAUCAGACAUGCGAAUUUAAUGUAUUAUUCUUUUAUUUUCUAUCUGUGUGACCACGUGGAGAGUGACGGCGUGUGGGACGCCUGAGAGCCCACUUCGUAGGGAAAAGCGUGCCCGACGCUGAGAGCGGGCAGGAAUUAGGGCUAGACGUUUUCAAGGGGGAAUAUCACGUCUCACAUGGGCGACGUCACGCCCUGAGUUAGGAGUCUCACCGGGUCCACGUGCCGUACCACGUGGUGGCGCCCACUAACAAUCCACCAUAAAGCCGACCGAUCGAACCCCCCCGCGACAAUAUCAAUCAAUGAUGAAAUAAAUUCCUCACUGACGUAAAUUUAAUAAUGUUUUACGUAAACUAUCAUCCUGUAAAGAUUACUGGGGUUCGAAGUAACAAAUUCCACUAAGCGGAUGGGUUUCGCGAAGGAGAAGGAUAGGAAUUUGCCAGACCUUACUAUAUGACUGUGGCUGACAUAGAGAAAUGACACAAACUCAUUGUUAGUGUGUCUGUGUCAUCAAUGGUAUAAUUUUCUAUAAUAAAACUGAAUUUAUUCUUUUUUCACUUUCUUAGGGAUGGAAAUUCAUAAUUAUAUAUAGACUAUGUCACUCUCCACCCAUAAACUAUCUAUAAGCUAAAAAUCAUUUAGGUCCAUUGCUCCUUUGCUCCGUGCUAGAAGAACAAACAGACAAACACACUUUUGCUUUUAUAAUAUUACAAGGGAUUAUCACCCCAAUGGAAUACCUAACAGACUAACUUACAUUUGCAUACAGUGUGUUGUUUUAAUCACGGUAUAUGUUAUGCCACAUUACACGUUGUGUUGCAUGUGUCCCUUCUGCAUGAAUAAAAUAAGUGAUUAAUGGGUGGGAUGUACAUCUCAUUGUUAAACCAAUGGAAAUAUGUGCACUUACCUGUAUUAAUAGUGAAUUGUAUUGUACUUGUGAAAGUACUUUUUGUACAACGAGUGUACAUUUCCUAACAUAUAAGUUUUGGUAUCAUUACAUUACCUGCUUUUGUUACUUUAGGCGUGAAAAUAAUUUGUUUUUUGAUUUCCUCUUAAGUAAAAGUCAACAAAAAAAAUUACUUGGAAUAUUAUUAUGACAUAACUGUCUGAAUAAUGGUUUAGGACUUGAAAGAUUGAGUUAAAAAUAAACGAUCACUACACUCCAACCCGAGCCCAGUUCAAUAUAAAGUUCUUGCAGCACCCAGGGUAUAAGUACACUUCUACAGGUAUUAUUGUAACUGAAAUGUCUUUUUAAUAACAGUAGAGAGAACAGUAGUAAGAUAACGGAAUAGAACAGAAUAGAAUUUUUUUUUGUGUAUUUAAUUCAGAAAUAUGGCUGCAUAUGUUAUAUUCAAUAUUUUAUUCUAUCAUAAAUUUAAAAUAAGUGCUUGUAUGUUUUUAUUAAAAGUUAUGUAAUUCGUGUUAGCAAAAAUACCUUAUUCAAAUGGUUGGUGCAAAAUAUUUUUAGCUGCUAAUUUAGUAUGCCAUGUGCUGAGAUUGUUAGCAUACCUACUUGUUGUGAAGGAUGUAAGCUCCUGACAAGCACACACUAGCUGUUAAACUAUCAGUUUACCACUCAAAAUGUAUGAAGUAUUUCAUAUGAAAUACAGCAGGAAAACCUCUCUGACCAAAUGCCCAGCAGAAAGUAAUGUGUUCUUUUCCUGGCCUUGUGACAUGUAAAUGUCAUUCUUCUGAGGCCACUACUGCUAUUUGUGAUGCCUUUUAUUUCUUCCAGGCAGCGAAUGAAGACUUGAUGGUGAAGCAGGAGCCCAGUGAGAUAGUUUUCCCUCUAAUCAAAGAGGAGUCGGUGAAUGAACUGCCGGCAGAUGGAGACGUCUGUGUGAAGCAGGAGCCGAGCGAGCUGGGUUUCCCGCCAAUCAAGGAGGAGUUGGAUGAACCACCGGCAGAUGGAGACGUCUGUGCGAAGCAGGAGCCGAGCGAGCUGGGUUUCCCGCCAAUCAAGGAGGAGUUGGAUGAACCAUGUGAAGACAGCUGGCAGCCAGAACCCGGCAGUUCCUCUGCCAGCCAGGACUACACUCUGUGCAAGCAACAAGUGAAGGAGGAGAUAACUAUAGAAGAGCACCCUAUAGCUGCAGCCACAGCAGCUGUAUGGAAUGAACCACACAGCUGUGUGAAUUACCAUGGCAACACUUCAUCAGGAAGCAUGGGCCACAGAUCCCAAGACUCACCAGACACCUGCAUCUUAAUCAAGCCAGAAGUGACUAAUACUGACCCCGUGAAAUCAUCAAGCCACACAAACUGUCACCCUGAAUCCACAGAAAAUUAUUGUGUUAGCAAUUUUAUACCGACACAGCAGUGCACUAAUACACACACAAGCCAACAACUUUUCUCAUGUCAAAUAUGUUCUGCUAAGUUUAGCAAGUCUUCUCAUCUCAAGCAGCACUCUCUUACACACACUAGAGAAAAACCUUUCUCUUGUACUGUAUGUACUGCUAGGUUUAGCCAGGCUAUACAUCUGAAGCAGCACUCUCUUACACACACUGGAGAAAAACCUUUCUCUUGUACUGUAUGUACUGCUAAGUUUAGCAAAGCUAGUAAUCUGAAGCAGCACUCUCUUACACACACUGGAGAAAAACCUUUCUCUUGUACUGUAUGUACUGCUAGGUUUAGCCGGGCUAGUCAGCUGAAGCGGCACUCUCUUACACACACUGGAGAAAAACCUUUCUCUUGUACUGUAUGUACUGCUAGGUUUAGCCAGGCUAGUCAGCUGAAGCGGCACUAUCACACACACACUGGAGAAAAACCUUUCUCUUGUCCUGUAUGUACUUCUAAGUUUAGCAAAGCUAGUAAUCUGAAGCAGCACUCUCUUACACACACUGGAGAAAAACCUUUCUCUUGUACUGUAUGUACUGCUAAGUUUAGCCAGGCUAGUCAGCUGAAGCGGCACUCUCUUACACACACUGGAGAAAAACCUUUCUCUUGUACUGUAUGUACUGCUAAGUUUAGCCAGGCUAGUCAGCUGAAGCGGCACUCUCUUACACACACUGGAGAAAAACCUUUCUCUUGUACUGUAUGUACUGCUAAGUUUAGCCAAUCUAGUUCUCUGAAGCAGCACUAUCACACACACACUGGAGAAAAACCUUUCUCUUGUCCUGUAUGUACUGCUAAGUUUAGCAAAGCUAGUAAUCUGAAGCAGCACUCUCUUACACACACUGGAGAAAAACCUUUCUCUUGUACUGUAUGUACUGCUAGGUUUAGCCAGGCUAUACAUCUGAAGCAGCACUCUUUUACACACACUGGAGAAAAACCUUUGUCUUGUACUGUAUGUACUGCUAAGUUUAGCACGUCGAGAUAUUUGACGCGGCACUCUCUUACACACAAAUGAGAAAAUAUUUUCUCGUGUUGAGUAUUUCUGCUAAAUUUAGCCAACAUUUUGGUCUGAAGAGACAUAUUCCUACAUUCAUUGGAGAAAAACCUUUAAAAAAAAAUAUUUUUUUUUAUAAUUUUUUAUUUAUUUAUAUUUUAUAAUCUCAUGUUAUACAUGCACUUUCUAUAAGGGAUGUACCCAUUCGAAUCCUGAUUAACUGUAAUCGCCCGAUAAUAGAGAAUCGGUAAUUAAUCUUAAUCUGUAAUCUUUCAACUGAUUAUUUAGACAAAAUUGUCAACAUUUCUCAUUAUAUUUAUCAUAGUUAUCUUUGAACAUUAUAAGAAAAACAUGCCAAUGAUGCUAAUAUAUUCUUUUAACAGUAAAUAUGAAAUUCUUUUAAGUUUAAUUCAUGAUACACCGUUCAGACUGUAGGCCUACACACACGCUGAAAAUUUCAGAAACGUCUUCUAAUAAAUUAAAUAUACUCUUAUUUUAUUCAAUGGACGAUUUUCUUCUAGCAUGUAUGGCUACUAUUUCCAUUAUUUUUAGCUCCAUGCAUCAAACAACUGCUUUGAGUGCCGCUUGCAAUAAAAUACAACACAUAAAACAGUAUAAAACACAAUAAUAUUAUUUGAACAGCAUCAUCACAAGAUCUUCAUUUUACGUUCAGGUUACGCACGUCAUGUGAUGAAUAGGGCCAUGAUUAUAUGGUGAAUCGCGAAAUCGCAAAAUUUUCCGCAAAUUUAUUUGGAAAAUGCAAGAAAGCGAUUUUUAAGAAAAACCGCUAAAUAACUUCGUAAUUACACAAUACAAGUCUCAUAUAUUUUAAUGUGAAAAGUCAUGAAGCGAAAACUACAUACACUAGAACCCUGAUUUUACGUAUGCUCACGGUUCCACGGAUUGUGUGCUGACCCGCCUCGCUAGCCGGCCGCCGGCGGCACGCAGACGGGCGACCGCUCACUCACUCGCCUGCCCGCCGCGCCGCCUGCCUUCCCUUCCCAUCCCAGCGCUGGGCUACCGUCUGUCGCGUAGCAAACAUUAAAGAUUAUUUAAUGUUUGCUACGCGACAGGAUACCACGUUAUUUAAAUCUGCCUGCCUUAUACAAACUGUUAUUUCUACGAUUGUGUGAAUAGUCACAUCUUCCAGUUGUGAACAGUGUGGAAUAUUAAUGCUAAUAGCAACAGAAGCUUGAUAGUCAAGACUUGGCCGGGUCCUGGUUGAUAAGCUGGAAGAAUUUCCUGCCUUGCAUUACUAAGUGCUUCCUCUAAUCAGCAUUAGGGCGCCGUCUGGUCAGCGUUAGUGAAGCGGGAUGAUAAGAGCGACGCUCAAUGGUAGUUCUAGCGCGGUAAAACCUCUAAGUGCAAGGCUCUGAACUGGCGCGCAGUCAUCUCGUUCCCGUCAGAUGACUGUGAAAUUUGAGCGGUGACCGUAACGUUAUAUGGCGGAAAAAUAAAGAUAAAGGUGUAAUGCAUUUCCCUCUGAUACAUUUCAAGAAAUUUGUAACUGGUUCUUUACACCUAAAACUUCGAAAACAUGCCUUUUAGCCAUUUUAUCUCCUCUAAAUCCUCUUGAUCCAAUAUCAAAAGAACCAGUUGGGCAUUAACAAAUUCUUAAAUGCUUUUCGUAAACAGACUCCAGUCGGAUAUCUAGUGCAAUUUGGAAAUCGCGUAGGUUUUGCGUGGCUGUGCGCGGCACACGACUGUAGUUGCCAUGCGUCACGCACCGAGAAUGUUGUCCGUCAGGAAGGAAGAGUAUAGUUCAUUUGCGGUAAAAAUGAAUACUUUUACGGCCCUGCUAAAUUUUUCCAUUAAAGAAAUUUUGAAGUUUCAGUGAUUUUCCAGCAGAAAUAAUGUUGUGUAACUAACAAACAAAUUGUAUCCAAACAAUUAACGGUAAAUGGCUGUCACGGGGCCCCAAAUUUUUUUUUCAUUUUACCAGAAAUGGACUAUACAAACCUGGCUUUCGUCGACGCAGUUUGGAGAAGGGGAGGAAGGAUGUUGACAGUUUCACAUGCCAAAGGACGUUGAGGGAGGGGGGGGGGGGGAGAGAGACACGAUGGUUUGUAUGCCUGGGAGGGAUGAACCUUCAAGUCUGGGCAAGGGAAGGAGAGGUAAGCCGUAUGACGUCAUGCAUCCACGCCUGUGCUGCCGCCAGCCUGUCUAGACGAGAUUCCCGCGCUCCCACACAUGAACCACAUCGACGUGAUGGAGAUUUUGUGCAGGGUGUCUACUGACCCUGGAAAACCUGGAAAUAUCAGGGAAUUUUGUAAUCAGGGAAAAAUCAGGGAAUUUUUUUAAAAAUCAGGGAAUUUUUGUUUGGUAGGUUGUAGUUGGCAAUACGUUUUUUGUUUAUUGAUCAGCUUGCAUUGACGUGGCAUCAUGUGUAUCCCCUCCCAUUUUUAUUUUUGAAUGGCAAAUAACGAACAGUUCCCACGUCCAUUUUCUUUUAUUUACCAUCGGAUUCGGAAGUGGCAUCAAAUCACGUGAUACAAACUGGUUCAAGAUGGUCUGUUAUCCUGCUGACGUGACGUGCUGCAGCAUGUGCUUCCCACGUUCAGAUUAUACCGACAGGUGCAUUUAAUUUUAAGUAUCUAUGGAUGCCCUCAACGUAAACUGGACAUUUUUGUUAGCGUUGAAAAUUCAUAUCACAGACACUUUUGGUGAAGAUUCACCAUCGUUGCCAUAAAUUGGUAGCUGUGGGCUUCAUACGGUCCAUGGUGCUUUCAAAACUGGAAUUUCUGUUACACAAUGGGACGUUUUUAGUUUUUUGAGGCACAGUUACUAUUUGUUUAAGCACAUAUCUGCAAGGAGGGCAGAUUACAUUAGAAUAACUGGAUCAGAGCUUUUUCCCAAGAAAUUUUGUGCAAUCAGAUGGAAUACUGCAGUUGCUGAGCGUGCCAUGAAAACGUUACCCCACCUAAAGAAAUUUGUUAGUGAAGUUUCUAUUUCAUCUCUCUCUUUCAGUGUAGUGAAAUGGCUCUUGAAGAUAAUCUUCUAAAAGUAAAAUUGACAUUCUCCCAUUUUUUGGCAUCAGAGCUGGAAUUUGUUUCUCACAAUGUUCCAAAGUGAAGCACCCAUGGCACCUUUUCUCUAUGAUUCACUGGUUUUAUUAGCUUUGGCAGGAAAAUUUUGAAACCAGAAGUACUGAAGAGCUUUAGGGAGAAACGCAAUGUAUCUCGAUUGGAUGUAGAUAACCAGGAAAAUCUAUUGACUGCUAACAAUAUCAAGUUGGGUUAUGCAGUACGCCAUGCCAUCAAGAAAGAGAAAGUACCAGAAAAGUCUGUCCUGUUACAGAAAAAUGAUAGGACUUGUCUAAAGGUUAUGGUAAAACAACUUCAAGACAAAAGUCCCCUGAAGUACAAUCUUACCAAGGGAAUUUCCUGCUUAUGUCCGUCUGUGGCUUUAAAUUUGGGUGUGAGGAAACAGCGUGUAAAGUACAGUUUAGAAUGUUGUCUUCAAAACAGGUGGCUAUCAGGACAAGAAGCUGAUAACAUUGAGUGAUCAUAUCAGUUGGUAUGUUCCUUGCAAGAUUCUGCAGCACUGUUCUCGUUUUUUUCUCGAGAAGACGGGCGCCUUGAUCACUUGUGGAUGCUCAUUCUUAAGGCAUAUACAGUAGCUUCCAAAACAGGCCUUCUAAAGUUUGUGAGGAUGGUGUUGGUACUUUCCCAUGGAAAUGCAUCAUUGGAAAGAGGAUUUUCAGUGAAUUCUAAUCAGCUGACUGAAAACUUGCAGGAAGAAAUACUGAUCGCACAAAGACAGAUGUACGACUUUGUUCAACGUUCUGGAGGUGUAGAUCAUGUUGAUAUCACCAAGUCCAUGUUACAGUAUGUAAGAAAUGCUAGUUGUAGGCGUAAGGAAGCCCUGCAAACAAAACAAAAAGAAAAGGAAGCUACAGACAAGAAGAAGGCAGAAAAAAGAAGAGUUGAAGAGGAGAUCAAGGCAUUGCAGUUGAAGAAGGCUCAAAUGUUGGAUUUGGCUCGUUCUGAAGUAAGUGCAAUAGACGCAAAAGUUGAGGAACUGCGAAAUUGAUGGGAGCUUCCUUUUACUAAUUAUUUUUGCAAAAGGAAGUGUGUGAAAUAUUUGUAGCAGCAUGUUUUAUUUGCCAUCAACUGAGUCACUUUGGCCUCGUUUGGAAGAAGGUAAUUUUUUUACUAAUUUAAGUAAGUUGAAAUACUUUGAAACCCGUCAAUGUAAUUGUGGUAUAUUGUGCGCUGCCAGGUUGGUAACGCACGUCCGGACAUACAGUUCCGGGAUGGAGGCUGGUGAUACACGGCCAAACAAAGACUGGUGCGCAGUUUGUACAUUGUAAUCCCGUUACUACAUUGGCGACGAGGAUGGGAUUGGUUUCUUUGCGUGCAUUACGGCUCGUGUAAUGUUCAGAAAGAAUGUUGGUGUUUAAAGUUAAAAGUUUUACGCCCGGCGAGGACACGUGGGACUCGUAUGUCGAAAGGCUGGAACAGCUUUUCAUCGCAAACGGUGUAGAACGUGGUAUAUUUAAUUAUUGCAAUUGGGCGCCUAAUUAUAUAUAUAUUUUAAAAGUAAUGCCAAAGGUUAGGAAUUUUGACGUAACUAGUUAUACCUUCCAAAAUAUUAGUUUUUUUAUUAUUACCUUGACUUAACAGAACAAGCGAACAUAAAUUACAUCUAUUUAGGUAAUCAAAUAGUCUCAUAUAUACUAUAUCAGUGAUAGUUAUCUGUAUGAGGACAUAUAUUCCUAGAGAGCCAAAAUCUAAGUAAAGGUAUUUCAUACUAGUAAUGUCUUGAUUCACGUAACCUUACGUCUAGUUCAGUUGUUCGGAGACACUGCGAACUCUGCAGCACUGGAUAUCUGGGUAGCGGUAACCAGAGACAAGGACGUUUUCGACCAGCUGAAAACUACGAAUACUACUGUUCUAGUUGUAAAAUUAGAUGACGACAGUCCAGCAUCCUCCUCUGAUCCUGAAAAGUCUUUAUAAUUAAUUUGAAACGAUCUCACCGACGUAGACCACAUGGAACCUUGGAUGUAUGGUUGUCAUGGUUGUAACGGGAACUCAGGCCUCAGAAUUCUUGUGACAGCGACUGACGGCUCCGACCAUCGUCCUUCAGGGAUGGAAAGUACGAAGAUUCGAACCCAGGAUGGUCAUGAAUGUAGAUAUCAACCGAAAAGUAAGUUCAUUCUUGAAGUUCGGAAAAUCCAUAAUUCUGUCAAAUUAAUGCAGAAUUUCAUGAACCCAACUUGACGUCUACCAAAAUAACGGAACUCCGCUGUAGUCUCUUCUUGUGAGCUGAACGGAAAUGUAAAGAGAAGUACGACCCUCACUCAGUACGUAUCUUUCUAUCCAGAUAUUUUUUUCUUAUUUUAUUUGUUUUUUUACACAUCCAUAUUCCAAAAACCACUAUCGAACGAAUACCUGUUUAUAGCCACCAUAGAUGAACUAACCAAAGCUGGAAUUGAAAAUCCACAGACUUAUGCAAGUAGGAAUAACGAGAAUUUAAACCGCGCUAAAAUAUAGUAAUGGCUUUGCAAUAGCAUCAUUAAUUAGAUUUGAGGCUCUCUAUUCACAUCUUUCUCCUACUGUUUUUAACAUGAAACCUUUUAAAUAAAUUACACCAAUUUUGCACUCAUAAUCUCAUAAAAAAAAGAAAAAGAAAAACUGUAAACAUAGUGACGGUUUACAGAGCCGCUCCAGAUGAUUGAAUGUUAAUUACAUUGGAAUUCUUGAAAUCAUCUUAAUUUUUUUCUCAAAUGGAAUAAUCUAUGUACAAUAUUUCCUCCUAGUCUAUGAUAAGGUCUUUUUAACAGAAAUCCAUUUAGAUGCAUAAACAAAUAACUACGAUCAUAAUGUUGCUCUUAGCUGUGAAGGUACAAUGUAACAUUUACCAAUUAAAUUACGUUUUCACAUAGAAUUACAAAUAAUUAACCAAACAAACAACAUAAUCCUUCAAACAAACUUAAACAUAUAAACAGAUACAUUAAUAUAUGUUAUAAAUCAUUAUUCAUUUCAAUCAAAGCUUGAAGUUGGUUAGUACCCAUUUUGUAAUGUUGCUUAAAGUUUUUGUCUUUCAACUGGAUAUAUAUAAUAUAAUCUUGAUGUUUAAUCACUUCACAACUAUCUUAAUAUAAUAGUGUCCACUUCUUAUUUUCUGAAGGUAUCGUGUGUCACUUUACACCAAAAAUAGUUUAUAAGUAUUAUAGUUUAGAUAGUCUUUUCUUUUUAGCUUUAUCUUUCAACUUGAAGACUAAACUACCUAUUUGGCUCUCUCUAACUAAAAUGCUUUUAGUCAACAUAUGACAUGACAGUUAAUUAACUAUUACAUAUUAAUAUGUGUUUCAAUUUACUAUAUAAUAAUUGAUACAUACAGAGUCCCCUCUUAAUUGUUAAUAAUGUUCUCAAAAUUAUUACAUCACAAUUCAUACUAAAAGGUAACUAUAUUUAUCGGAAUUCAUGAAAUAAUUUCACAUGUACGCAAAUAUUAUGAAUAAGUUUGUAUAAGUGAAGUUCAACAAAGUAAUGUUAUAUUGUAAGAAUAUGCAUUCAUUUUGUGGUACUCUCAGGAAAAUAACAAGGAAUUAUAAUAAUAGAAAAAAUGUUAUAUAGAAAAAAAAUGUGUAAGAUCAACAGGUGGGAACCAAAAUCAAGAAACUAUGGACAGAGACGUACAUGUUUGUUAAGCGGAAGACAAAUUUAACGUGCUAACCUUCUUCGUGAUAUUCGUGAUACUACUAUUGGCGUAUGUUCUUCUUCCAAUGGAAUUUCUUACUAAUUUGUUAUCUUCAUUUAUGCAAUUCUUCUUUGUGACAUAGUGCCACUAUACGUAUAAGGCUACAAAACAAAAACAACUAUAUAUAUAUAUAUAUAUAUAUAUAUAUACACAUCCUCACUACAACUUCUCUGUGGUGGGACUAAAUAAUCGACGGCGAAUGCCUACGUUACAUCGAAUGUCUGCACUGGACGUUGCGCAGUGGACUUAAAUCGUCGAUAUGCUCAAUAGCAAAAGUAAACUGCACUCAUUGGUAUUCAUACUCAAAGGACAAUAAAUUAUUUAGCCUGUUAAACAUACGUAUUAGCUUUACUAAAUAACAUAUUAGCAUUGCUUAUAAACGAAGCAUUUGAUAGUCAAAAAGAAUACUUCCAUGUUUCCUUCUUCUGCGAGGUAAUUACCGCCAAUAAGUAAGUAUCUAUCAUUUAUAUGAUAAUUCACGAGGUUGCUGGUCGAUAAGGCCUUAAUUGAGUUAUAUUGUACUUCCCAAUGGUCUCGUCACUGUCUAACUUCUGUAGCACAUAACAGUUCUCGUUUAUCUUUCCCUUAUUUUGAUGUUACAGACUUGUAAUUUUAAUUUUGUCAAAUUUACCCCUUUGUUGUCACUAGUGACCGGUGUUCGGGGUAUCGUAUCACCGAUCUCUACUAGUUUAACUGCAUUGGGUUACUGGUAAUGGUGGUAGUUAUUUCCCGCGUAACCAUUGAGUCCGAUAUCGCUUCUAUGCCCUGCGGAUUAGCAUAGUAGACGGCAGUAUUAAUAGGUUCUUGCUUCUGAAACUGUGUAGAAAACUGAGUAGCUGACCGAUCUGGUUUAGUAUAAGCAUUUACAUGAUCUCCUGGUAUGGGGUUGUUAUAUAUGUCAUUUCUCGACUGAUUAAUCUGUAGUGAGUUACAGUGAUUUCUGUUUAGAGCUUGUGUGUUUUGUGUAGGCUGAGGUAUGUCGACCGAACGAUUUUCAACAGUUCCUUCAUAAUAUUUGACCACGCCUGCUUCGUUCCUAUGUGCAUGUUUAUUUUCUCGCUGUCGAGGUGAUCUAGAAUGUUUAUUCGGCGAUGUCGGUGGAGUAUUGUACGAACAUUCGCCGCUCCAAUUCCUUUGUGGUGUUGAUUGUGGUCUAUCAUGACUUUGACGAUAUUGAUUUUUUUCGGGUCUAGUGUACCAAGAAUCAUCCUGUUGUUUUCCAGAAUCUUUUGAAUACCGUUCUCGCUGUCGGUGAUAAUGUUUGUGGUUAUUAUACCACUCAUUCCGAUUACGUUUGGGCUUGUUAUUACGCCAUACUAACGUAUUAACUUGAGGUGUGUGACGAGUGUUAUUUUGUUUAUCGCCCUCAUUGCGACGCUGAUUCCAAGGCUGGUAUACAGGGUUAGGUUUGGUAUAUAUAGGUUGUUGGUUCUCCUCGCGAUCGAUGUUGUUCGUUCGAUUCUGACGAUCUAAACGUUCGUAAGCUAACAAUUGUUCUCUAAAAUCCGAAAUAUUCUCGAAAUUUCGUCCGGACAAAUGAAGCUGGUAUCUCAUUGGUAAUUGUCCUAAAACCAUUGCUACAAAUUCCCCGUCGUCCAUCUCUACAUCUAAAUAUCUCGUUCGUUCGAACAUAUCACUCAAGUGUCCCUCUAACGAUCUAUUUCUCUUUGGAUCAAAUUUUUCCCCGUGUAACAUCGCACGUAGAUUUCCCUGUAGUUUCAAACUCCAAUAUUGAUUUAGAAAUAAUUUCUUAAACUGUUCGUAAGAUGAUAUGACAUGAUGAUGCACUUCCCACCAAUAGUAAGCUGUGCUCUUCAAACUGCUACUUAAACAUUUUAAUUUUUCACUUUCGGUAAGGUUAAAAUGGGAUGAAUACUCUUCGAACGUUUUCAAAAAUUUUCGUGGAUUUUCGUGAGAUUUAGCCGAGAAUGUGGGCUUAUCCUCCACCCAAUGACGUGAAGGAUGGUUCAAAACUGAUGUAGGAUCAAUCAUCACAAUAGAUUGUCCGUCAACUGUAAGCAAAACUGCAACACUACUCGGGGCCUGUCCACUUUUGGACCAGCCCCGUGCUGAACUUGUUGGCGCCCGACGACAGAUGGUGCCGUCGGACGUACACCAGGUCGCCUGGCUCAAGAGGUUUGGGGGGACGGUUUGUCAGUGGAGUGUUGUGCUGCAGGUACUGCUCCUGCCGCUGACGUGCCUGCUCUCUCAUUUCUGAGAGUUCCACACGGGGGUCUCCCCCACUUCUUUCUGUUGCCGCCACGGCCACGCGGUACUCUCCCGGGAGGGCCAAUUUUUGUCCCUGCACAAGCUCCGCGGGAGAGUAAUGUGUGACGGCGCUCGUCCGCCGUCGUAGACAAUAUAACAAACAGAUUAGGAAUAUGGACGUCCCAUUUUGAAUGGACCUCUCCCAACCAGAGGCCGAGCUGUGCCUUCAUCUCUUGGUUCUGCCUCGGUUGGGUUUGCCCGUGGGUGGUAAGUGGGGGUUGUAUGAUGUUCGACACCCCACUUCCGGCAAGCCGUAUUCCACCUGGCUCCCCUGAACUGCCCGCCAUUGUCACUCAGUAGCACUGCUGGGUAACCGAAGCACGGGAACACCUCCCCUUCCAACAGUGCCACCACAGUUCCCGAAUGUACGUUGGACACUGAGUAUGCCUCAACCCACCUUGUGAAAAGAUCUGUUACCACGACCAAGAAACGCUUCCCACUUUUGCUACGUGGAUAUGGCCCCAUUAUAUCUAACGCCACAGUGUGGAAAGGCUGCUGGGGCCGAUGGGGCCAUUGCUGUUCCUCUCUGUCUGAUCUCCGCACCUUCCUAUGCUGACAGAUUGGACAACAGCGGGCAUACUCCCGGACGUCCCUUGUGGUGCCCGGCCAACAGAAUGUCUCCCUCGCUGCUCUCAGCGUCUGUUCCGCCCCUGGGUGUCCUGCAAGAGAGUGGUCAUGGAAGAAGGACAUGACUGCCGUCCGCACCCCCUCCGACACGUAAAUACUCAAGGACUCCAUGUCCCCUGGGACUCGGACCUGCAGUGUUUCCCCUCUGCAGUGCCUGAAAGGUAGGUCUUCCGCACGGCACUCCUCCAUCUGUGCCACGGUCGCCGCGUCUCCCAGUUGCGCCUGCGGCACUGCCUGUACCAAGUCUGAGAGUGUAUUCACAUAGCCCGAGUCAGUGUUAGGGGAUGCCUGCGUGGUCAGGUAAAGGGCCGCGGGUGACGGCCCCUCUGUCGUGGACGAGACCUCUCCUUGGGGUGGCACCAAGUCUACCCAGCUGCCCUCGUCCUCGAACACCAUGGCUGGAUCAGGAUGCCUGGACAACUCGUCUGCCAAUUGAUUUGUCUUUCCUGGCACAUGUUCGACCUGAAAAUCGAAGUUUUAAGCAUCAUGGCCCAGCGGGUGAAUUUAGACUACCUCCCUUGCAUUGAGUUCAACCAUUUCAGGCAUUGAUUGUCCAUACGAAGCACAUACGACCUCCCCUCUAAGUGGUGACGGUACUUGCCUACCGCCUACACCACUGCCAGACACUCCUGUUCGUUGACAUCAUACUAGCGAGCAGCAGGCCCGAACUUAGCGCUUGCAUACUCCAGGACCCGCCGCUCGCCCUCGGGCCCAAGCUGGUAGAGCACGGCCCCCAUGCCCACCUGACUAGCGUCUGUCUGGAGGUACAGGGGCUCCUCCGGCCUCAGCCUGGCCAGCGUAUGACACUCACAAAACAGGGCCUUGACAGCAGUCAGCGCCUGGUCCGCAGCUUCUGUCCAACAGUACUUAGUUUUGGGGGACGUGUCGCCGGGUCGUGUCUAGCCACCGAUCUUGCUUGUGUUUGGCGCGGAGGGGGUGGGGCCACGUAAGGGACAACUGCCCAGGUCUCUUCCUGAUUUUCCUGUUCCGCGACACCAGAUCUCUGCGCAAUGUCUUUCGAAGCAUUCCCGCACCUAAUUGCCAGUAAGUCCCCUUCUACACUGCGCGCGAGCUCCACAAACUCCCACAAAUCUAGUCCGAUAGCACUGCGCAAAAACGGCCUCAAAGUUGGAUGCAACUGUUCGCAGAUCAUUGGCAACACUGCACUCAAUGGUCCAUUUGUGCCUAAACGUCGGUACAGGCACACUUUUCUAUGAAUAAAUGCCUCCGCACUUUCCCCUUCCGCCUGCGGCAUACAGUAAAGCUGUCGUUCACAACUGGAGCGCGCCAUUAGUCCGUCGUAACGUCUCAACAAUGUACGUUGGAACUCCUCCCAAUCCGCGAGAAAAUGUCCGCCCUCUGCCCACCAUGCCUGUGCGUGUCCUCUUAACUGUUCACUCACUCUCGACACCCAUCUGUCCCGCGAUAAAUCCUUCAAUCUGUCCUUGCAAGUUUAAAGAAAAGUCCGCGGAUCCUCAUAUGCCUCUCCUGAAAAACUCUGUAACAGUUCCGGCACCUCCACUACACGCAUGACUACCGGUAAUUGUCUGUGCCCGCAUUGCUCGCACUCAGUCACUUGUCCGCAUGCCCCGCGCCACACUUCCCCCUGGCUAGCUGCGUCUGACUCUGCCAGUUGCUGUCCGCGUCUGUUUUCCGCACUGUCUGUGUCCGUGUUUCCGUGUUGCACUGUCAUUUUUUCCGACUUCAUCGCGCUACCUAAAGGACACGAGCAAGUUACCGCGCCGAUCAGUCCCGUCUGCGGUAAUCCGCACCACUCGCACUGCUCGUAGUUAUCUGCCAUUAUCCGUUACUCGUCUUCCCGGCGUAUUCAAUCUCUGCCUUAUCUCGUAUCUUCCCGCGACGUUAUUUCCCCCGGUUCCGCGAUCUCUUCCCGUCGCGAGAUACGUGAUCCUGCGCGGCCAGCGAUAAGCCGUGUUGCUCCGCCGCGCGAAAUAUGAUGCCGGCGUGAGACGCUCCGUGUUAUCUCGCUCCCACGCCGCUGUGUCGCGCCCGUUUCCUGUGCAGCUGCUCCCACGUCUCACGACUGUCUCCGCGUCUCGUCCCGCCCCGCACACAAUGUCCGAAAAAAAAACUAUGUCCGAUGUCCCGCGCACUAUGACUUUCCCCACUAUUCAAUGUUCCGCAUGCGUAGUCUUUUAACAUAGACAAAGUUCAAAAACGUAUCUUGGCUAGGCCACACUAGUAAGGGCGCCACAUCUCGUGUGCUGGUUGACUAGUCCCUGAAAAUGCUGCUAUCCUGCCGGCUACUCAGGGUUCGGUAGAGGGGGGUUCGGGCCGCGUGGCCGAGGGACUUAGUCUCCAGAGAUGAAAUGAGAACAACUCGAAUAAAGUUUGAUGAUCCUUUAUACUCAAGACGCUGAACACUUUACAUGGGGCUGCCGCGUUUCCGGUUCCGCGCACUAAUCUGGUUAAGAAAAUUACGGGACGUCCCGCCCGUGAUGACUAUUACUCCCACAGUAAGGAAUAGAAUUCUUAUGACCCGCGCGCGAUAGGAUGUCUGUCUGACUGUACUCCACACUGGCCAGAAAGUAAUGAAAAGCACAGAACCUAUGAUGGCGAAUGACCAGUUUGAAAAAAUGAACCGCGACUCGCCAGAAUUGAGAGCAGAACACACGUGCGUGAAAAUCAUAAGAUGAGAGCUCGCGACUGAAUAGCAAAAAACAAGCUCGACUGCAGAGUUGAAAAAAGUCUUCGCACUGUGGGGAAGACCUUUGUAAGUUUUGUACUAAAUAGGUCCCACACAUUAAAAACGUUGGGCUGUGUUUAAAACUGUGUAGAAGAAUUAUUUUUACUUGAGUGGCUUUCCACUGGUAAUGUUGGUAUCAGGUAGGUCACAGCUAGGUGUUACUUAAUUGGGGAACAAACAUACAUAAACAUACACUGGGGGUAGAUGAAAUUACAAAUGACAUAACACAACACUUUGAAUAUAGAAUAUAUAAUUAUUUUAUUCCCAAUGUAAAACGAUUUCAAAAUUUUAAUCUUAUUAAUAUAUUUAAUUUAAUUACUAUUUAUAUCCAAAACAACAUCCUAACUUACAAUUGACAUCAUAUAAAUUCAAUAAAAGUUCAAUUACCAGGAGUUAUGUUGCGCACAUUUAAAUAUUUACAAAAGUCCUUAUUCGGGUUCGUUGACACUACACAGUUUUAAUUAAUGUUUUUGGGAACUUAAAAUCAAUUGACCUCGGCUAGUUAGGUUCAAAAUGUCAUCGGUAGAGCUCAGAGCCUCUUAUCUAUCGGACCUCUGAGUCUGUUAAUUAGUGUGUAAAAUCGUAAAAUUUAUAUCCAAGUAUUAUUUAAAUCAUAUGUAAAGUCAAUUUAAUUCAGAAAAUCAAUGUUUAUAUUAAUUUCCGGCGACGAUGUGACGUAAAAACGGGAGUUGCGUGAUCUGUGCAUAAGAUGAGGACACAAAAUCUGGGCACUUUUAUUACUCACUCCUAUAUUAUUUAUCUUUUUAGAUAAAUCCUAUUCCAAUAUUCUGGACUCCCUAAUGAUUCAUAAUUAUCAUCCUCUAUCCGGGAUGCCUGUUGCUAAAUAGCUAAUUUUCAGGAUUUAUAAUCGCCGACGUCACGAAGUUGCCGCUCAUUCAGCUGGCCAUUGUAGAACUCUCUUUCUUACUAGCUUCUCCAAAUAAGCCAGUAAAACUCAAUUUUUAAAUGGUGGCCUGUGAUUGGCCAAAAAACCAACUUCGGUUACUUAAUUUCUUAACAAAAACGUGAAAUCCGAACGCAACAAUUGCGUGGAUAACAAAAUUUCACGUACAAUUUAAAUAAACAAAUAUUAAAAUAAUAAUUUACAUAAUAAAAUCACGGCGUUAAUUUUACCGUUUACAGUUUCCAAGUUCAUUAGUCCUUAGAGGGGUAUCAACAAUACCUAGUUCAAAUAGUCCGGUAAAAAUCCAAAGAGUCACUUUUCCAUAGACAUACACAACAAUAAAUUGCUGUUUCUGAAAAUAAAUAAUAUUAGACAUAGAGCAAACAAAAUAAAUAAAUCGUAAAUAAUAAUAAAUAAUUAAACUGUCAAAACAAACAUGUUGCAGUACAGCACGGCAAAGUCUAGAACCACUGUUAAUACUGCGCCCGCUUUUCUCACCGUCCUGUAGCGGUGUCACCAACACGUCCGUCGCCUCUCGUGCCGGGUCCACGACUGCCCUCCCACUUCCCUGCCGCGCCUGAGCGCCCGCGUCUCCCCCCUUCUCCGCGAGCCCGCGGAACAUGCUGAUUGGUCACAGGCGGAAGCCACGUCCUUGUCGCCCGGUGAACAAUUAAAACUUAUACAAAUACAUAAUCCUUCAAUACAAAAUUAAUUAUAAUAAAAUAUAAGCAAAAAAUAUACAAAAAGCGUAAAAAAAAUAUAUAUUUACAAUUAAAUAAUAUGUCAAAUCCUGUAUGGAAACAAAACGUUGCACGUCACUCUCACUUGCAUCAUACAACACACGCAAGAGAUGGCGCUGGCGAGGCAUAAUGGACUGAAGGAGCCGGGGAGACACUUGGGUCGACAUCAAUGGAACGUACUGGCUAAGAAAGUUCAGCAGUGCAAAGUAGCUCAUACGUGGCCUGAUACGUCUGCGGAGAUGGUUCUGUGACGAAACGUACUGGCUAAGAAAGUUCAGCGGUGCGAAGUAACUCUUGACACGGAUCGACACAACUGCGGAGGUAGUCCCAUAACGAAUAAUACUGAUAGCGAACAACGAUGCCAUGCUACGCGCGUCUCGAGCGGAGCGGAGUGGAGCGAGCACACGUCUGCUCUGCUCCGAGUCUGGCUAGCCACUGCCUCCUCCGCCCAUCCACGCGCCGAAGCUCGCGGCCCGCGGAGGAGGGGAAGGGGAAAUAGGCCGGCGUGGGAGAGACUCGUCUCGCGGUGGGCCAGGUUGCGGUUUACAUUUCCUAAGCAUAGCACUUGAAAAAAAUUACAUAAUUAUUUAAGAAAGAUAUUACAAGUAAUUGAACGGUAAAUGACAAAACGUAAACACAAAUUAAUCAAUUAGUUAAGAAUUAAAAGUCAAGUUAAGUAUUCGUACACUCUUAGACACAAUUCAGGACUUGAGAGUUCUGUUACGUUACUAAUUAUAUACAAUCGUGGAUGCUCGUGAUUAAUUAAAAUGUACAUGAUGACACUAAAAUUCCCAGGUAAAAAGUAUAAAUAUUUAUAAACACAUCAUUGUCUACGUCCCUGAUCGUAAACACUUCACUGACGGUGCACUAGGGGAACAUGCCUCCCUUAGGCCCACGUCGGUGAACAGGUACGGCCUCUACAUCUAGGAGGGCACGACGACUGUCGUCAAUAUCAAGCUUGUAUUUGUUCAAGACUUUAUGCGGAAGUUAUUUUAUUGUAACAUAACGUUUAAAGAAUUACCGUAUAAGAGCUUAUAACAGUAUUUAACACACAGUUUAUCUUAAAGGAAUUUGUAAGCAUUUUGUUAUUGUUAUGUUGAAGCUAUUAAAAUUGUUUAUAUUUUUUUUCAAAUGAGGGACGCCCCAGGGGGUCGGCCUUGUCAAAUAAAAGUAUUGUUCGUCUUGUAUAAACAUAAUAACCAAAUUUUAGGUUCUAUAACCUAUUUGAUUUCUUAUAGUGAUAUGUCUACUGGUGUCAGGCCGCAUGUCUAGUGCCUAGGCCUGGCUUCAAGUUGUUCCCCCAGUAACCCGCAAUCAAGAACACCAUUUAGUUAUUACUACACAUAGCACUGACAAGCAUCUUUCAUUGUACAUUAAUUAUAAAAUACAUACACACUGCAAAUAUGCCAAUAAUGCUUGAAGUUAUCUAGGUGUGCUUUGCGGUACCACUCGUCGCAUAUACCCCAAGGCUUGCGUAGAGAAGCCUGUGGGAUACUGCUUUCUUUGCGAGGCGGCCAUGUUGUUUUCAGAGGGAGGAGCAUGUAGCACUCGUACCAGGAGGCCGAGGCCAAAUGCAGGACACGACAACUUCAAAUACACUUGGAGACCUAUUGAGUUGUAAUAAUUAUCACAAUAAAUUUUGUGAUUUACGUGUUUGGGAAUUAGCCUUGAAAAGUGCACAACAAGGUUGCUGCUUGCACCCAAGUCAGGUUCGUUCAGCUGUCUCAGGUCCUGCCCAGUAUAGAUUUCAAAAUCAUAGGCAUAUCCAUUCAUGCCACCCAAAACAAAAAAUUUGUAGCCAUACUUAUGUGGCUUGUCUGGCAUGUAUUGCCACAGAUGAUACUUAGCCUUGGUGGCACACAUUUGCUCAUCUACAGCCAAUCUUUCCUCCAGAGGAAAAGAGGAAAACUGUUUCUUCAACGUGUCAGAAUUGGUCUGAUCUUGUGUAGCUUGUCAUGUCCUUCUUGAUUAUGAGGCACAAGUGUAUCAUUGUUAUGGAAGUGAAGGUAUUGUAUUAUUAUCUCAAUUGUUUCCUAAAUAAUUGGCAGUCCUAAAUUUGGGUUACAAUAAGUCCUGGUAUUAUUCUCACUCAUUAUGCUGGUCAAAAUGCAUAUUCCAAGAUAUGCUUGUAAAUCUGACUUUGUAAAAUUGACUGGCUCGUCAGAGUUUACCUGGCAGCUGUACGGUAUCGAUUCUUCCACAAUUUUUUCCUGUAGCUCCUCUGUGAAAAAAUAUUGGAAAUAUUGAAAUGGUGUGUCCAAAUCUAAAAUUUCUUGAGGCAGGUCUUCCUUCCCAGUAAUCUUCACCUGCUCUUCUGACAAGCCCAGUUCUUUUUAUGAAGUUGUGCCUGAGAUACUUUCUUUUGACUUUUGUAUUGUCUUGUCGUAUUUCUUCUUUCAUUUGUUGAAGUAGAGGGUCCUGGAAUGUCCUCUUCACAUGGUUCAUCACAGAUAGUUUCCUCUGCUACAUCCAACCCGAAGAAGUCGUCGUCGAAAUGGUGAACAGUUGUAUUGUCACUAGUGUUGUCAUUGUUGCGAUCUUGCUCAGGUUCUUCUGCUUCUUCCAAAAGUCUACAGAAAACUGCAUCAAAAUUUGAUACUGCUGGACGUGCAUCACCAUCAGCACCAAAUUCGUAAUUAUCAUAUAGAAAAUCGUUCUCAUCUUCACUAGAUCCAGACAUGAUUCCAGUUUAUUGCCUGGGCCGACUCUGACUACACAAAAAGUAAUUUGUUUCUUUGACAAACUGUGUUGUCAUUCAAAAUAACAUACAUUUAUAUGAAGUUGACUUCGACCCAAGUGUCUCCCGGGCUCCUUCAGGCCGUUAUGCCUCGUCAGCGCCCUCUCUUGCAUUACCAGUGCAGGGUGGUGUUUACGACCAGGGACACACCAGCGUGUGCCCUGGAACGUCCUUAAACGAAUACGUGUUUUGUAAAUAAUUCCUUCUAUCUUAUAAUUAUCGUGUCAGUGUAUUUCCUGUUGUAAAAUACGUUUUGUAUAAUAUUUUAUAAUGUCAUAGUUCUUAACUUGUAACUUGUAAAGUAAUUUAUAAUAUUUCAUAAUUCUUUAAUAAUUUGCAUUUAUUUAUUUUUGUAUAUAUUUUUCAGUGCCUAUGUUAUCAUGUGGAACCGCAAGCCUGGCCCGCCGCGCGAGUCGCGUCUCUCCCACGCCGGCCCUCUUCCCCUUCCUCUCCACAGCUAACACGGGCGGGCGGCGGAGUGUCAGUUGCUGUCUGGCUGCAGCACGGAGCAGACCUACUUCGCUCCGCUCUGCGAGAAGAAGCACGUUACGGAGUCCGGGUCGCAGCGUGGAUGAAACGUUCGUCACCCGACGUGAUCGUCCAGGCUGUGACAGGAUUUCCAGUAACAAAUCUCGUUAACAAGAUCGCGUCUUCUUCAAUUCGCAAUUCGCUCCGCUCAAGACGCACGUUGUGCACGUCUGAACUUUCAUAACCAGUACGUUUCGUCACGGGACUGCCUCCGCAGUCACAUCGAGUCGCGUUCCAGUUGUUACCAGUAUAUCUCCGGGAGUCCGGGUCGCGGCGAGGGAGGACUCUCGUCCCGCAACGCGUCGGCCAGGCUGCGAUAGGGCUGCGACGGAAUAAAGUAGCUCGUAAAAACGGACAGCAACAUCUUCUCCUUGCAACAUUCUACAUUUCCUCUUAUCUAUACAAAUUUCCCUCCCGGUCCAAUGUUUCACGGUCCCGGCCACGUUGGCCUGAACUCCACCUUCUCUCCGACUGGAGCUACGCGGGCAAAUCAGGGCGAGUCGCAGGACAAUUCGCAACAGGGACUUAGGGACCGCAGGCCGAGGCACGUCAAAGUUCAGUAUACAUUUUUAUUACUUGAAAUAAACAGCCGAAAUGACAUAUCUUUGUUGGAGUCUCUCAGUACAUGGUGUAGCCGAAAAUGAACUCGAAUUAAAACACAAGUUACAUGUAUAUCCGUUACUGUAAUACUUUUAUACUAUGAAAAUAAAAUAAAAAUUUUAUGUUCAAAAAUGGCAAUGAUAUUUAUUUUUUAAACUUUGCUGAUGACAAAUUGCAGACUGUAAAAAUAAAUUAGUAUGCCAGAAAUUCGCACCCACGAGUCACAACAAAUCCAAAGAUAAAAAUGCACACAAAAAAGGUUUUCAUGGUAACAAACUCAUGAAAACAUUUUUAUAGGUCUCUACAGAUGUCAUAGAACUGACGUCGUCCCGACAAUUGCCUCUAAGCCCGUUCCCCACACCGCUAGUACCCGAUCCCAUUUUCGGAGCGCACCCCUAGCCCGGCGAGAAUGAGUCAGGCGAGUGCCUCGGGCGUGACCCCAAUAGACUCAAAGAAACUUAAGGACAGGGAACCCCUGGGGCUCGAACCCAUAAAACAAUUAAGGAAAAAGACAUUAGUACAAAAUUACUAAUUCCCAGAUACUAAACAAGUGCGUAGUAGCCACUCCGUGUGAACACCGCACGCCCGGAGAGGUUAACGAACCUCAUUAACAUUCACUGCGGCCACUGGCCUUAAUUAAAGUGCCCGUGACAAUGAUCAAGUCGGUUUAGGAGAAAUCCCACUAAAAAAAUUCACAGUGAGACAAAUAUGUGAAUAAAUUUACAGUCGCCAACAUGAUGCCACAAUUCAAAUAAUUAAAUACUCUUAAACAAUUGUUAAGCCUUAAGCACCCAAUUACCAGGUGCUACCUUUUAAUUGGGCACCUGGAACGUGUUUUCAGUUUAUAAUAGAGCAAAUUAAGUUAAUGUAAAUUUUUGGCGCCGGCUCACAAAUGAGGUGAAAGUUUCCCUUCCUUGCGAGGAGGCCAUGUUCGGUAGUCUCCAAGCACUCCGCGCCGGGUAAAGACGUGUGUCCGUGAGCAGCCCUCCACUUUGUUUCACGGACCGUUCAUUUUGUAGUCACUUUAAUAUCUAAACCUUUUCUUUUUACUUAUUUGCUGCUCACGUUGACUCGGCGUGUAUUUUGCGGACCCGGGCUUAUCCCGACCGUUUUCGUUCGUGGUUCCGCACCACUUCGCGGGCCACGCCACUUACGGCACUUGCCGACUCCAGCCAAGACGCCUUCGCUAGACCGCCGCACAUACGCCUGCCGGCUGCAACCACAAGUAAGUGUAAGGUAUAAUUUAAGGUCACGCUCACUGAGCCACCCUAAGACAGUUAACUUUCGGUACUAGCCGUCUCCAGAACACUCGUAACGUGCUCCACGAGACUUUCGCAGCAAGUUCAUUGUGUUAUAUGUGUGUCGUGUUAAUUCUGUAAUCAGCGAAUGUUAAUGUAACUGUACAACGGGUGAGACGCAGCAUAGCGCAUUCGCAUAGUGUUUGUAGCGGUUCUGCCACCGCGUAGAGUACGCAUAGGGAGUACCGAGUACCCAUGCAUACCACCGGAGAAGUCCGUUAUUUAAACGUAAAUCAACAUAACCGGUGUCGCUUACGAUUAUUUCGCGCCACCCCGUCCACCACACGGCCGAACGGCCUCAGGGAAAUACAGGUUAGAUUUCAAGCCGCGUACCUGGCGGGGCGCGCGGGGGCAGAGUACUCGGGACCCAUCACCAACGGCCUACUGUUCCACUAGCCUGGCGCCCCCCGACACACAAGCAUAUGUGCAUAUAUAUAAAUCUGUGUGUCAAUACAAGACAAGUAUAAUAAAUAGCAACAACAGUUAAGCUAGUAGCUGCACAUAUUAAUCUAGCGCCACAAGCAUUGAGGCCUUUAUUUAUUUUUAUUUAUUUAUUUAUUUGUAAUUGUAACAUGCCAACCAACAGGACAAAGCCUUUAAUGGUUGGCACACAAUUAGAUACAUAUACACUCACAAUAAUAAACAUAAAUGAAAAACACAAAACAAUACAAUAUAAUACAUAUAAAAACAAAACACACAUAACGAAAGACAAUAAAACAAAAAUCAAACGUUACAAUUUAGUCAAUACAGAACUAAAACACAUAUGAUCAUUAGGAACUAAGGAAAAUAAUUAAAGUCUUUAUCAAAUUUAUUAAAAUUGGUUAUUAGCCUAAAGAUAAUAUCAUUAUUUCUGUUAACUGUACAUAAAGUGGAAGUUAAACGACUGUUAAAAGGAGGUACUCUUAAACCGGUGUUGUCAAGUAUAUAUUUACAGUUUAAUUUGUUAGUAUAACAUUUUUUAAUAAAAAUAAAGUCAAGUAAUUCUCUUUGACUUGAGAGAGAUAUCAGAUUGGGUAGAGGAAGUUGUUUUUGAAUAAUAAUAUUUAUUAAUUUAUUCUGAAUAUUUUCAAUUUUCAUAUUAUCGCACAUAUUGAUGUUGUUCCAAAUUACUGAGCAGUAUUCUAGUUUUGACCUAAUUAAUGCUAAAUAAAGUGAGAGGAUAGAAUCAGUUUUGGUAGCAUAACAUGUGACAUAUUUAAUUAAAGCUAAUGUUCUUCGGGAACUAGAAAUUAAAUGUUGAACAUGUUGGUGAAAGAACAAUUUAGAAUCUAGAAUGAUACCUAAAUCUUUGAGAGAAGAGGAUUUCUGAAUUAAGGUGUUGCCCAAUUUAAAAUCGUAUUUGAUAGGAAGGUAUUUUCUGGUAAAGGAUAUUAUUUUUGUUUUGCCUUUGUUGAGGGUCACAAGAUUGGCUUUACACCAGUUAUUAAUUUCAUUAAUGUCAGUUUGUAAUAAUAAAGUCAUUAAAAGAGAAAAUUUUUCUACUUAUUUUUAGAUCAUCUGCGAAUAGAGUGCCAGAAGAAUGAUUCAGAAUUUGAGUAAUGUCAUCAAUAAAUAUGUUAAAAAGUAAAGGAGACAAGGUACCACCUUAAGGAACUCCAGAACUAGCUAUAAAAUUUGAAGAAUGGGAGUUGUUGAUAGAUACAAAAAAAGUUCGAUUUUUAAGGUAGCUAGAAAACCAAUUAAUAUAAUUGUCACUAAGACCAAAAUUAUGUAACUUGCCUAAUAGUAAUGAAUGGUUUACAGUAUCAAAAGCUUUAGCAAGAUCAAAAUAGCAGGCAUCUACCUGACCCCUGCUAAUGACUUCAUUAAAAAUAGGAUUGAGGGAAGUAAUUAGAUUGGUGGCUGUGGUCAUUCCUGAUCUAAAGCCAUGUUGAUUACUAGAUAAACGAUUUUUUAGUUGGAAAUUAGUGAUUUUAAAAACUAUUUUUUCAAAAAUUUUAGAGAGACCAUUUAAUAGUGAUAUUGGUCUAUAGUUAACCACAUUUAAUUUGCUACCGUUUUUAUGAAUUGGAAUGACCUUUGCAAUUUUCCAUUUAUUUGGAAAAACUUGGGUUAUUAAACUAGUAUUAAAUAAAUGUUUUAAUAGGGGUACUAAUAUAUUUGAACAGCCUUUCAGAAUAAAAUUAGGAAUCCCGUCGGGUCCUGUAGACAUUGAGGGUUUUAGAGCCCUUAUGCCCCAAAGCACAAGGCUGUCAGAAACAGAGGGAACAGAUAUUGUAUCAAGGAAUGAAUUUAAGGUGGGAACUUGGUAAUUGACAUUAGAGGACACAUAAACACUUGAAAAGUAUUCAGCAAAUACAUUAGUCAACACCACUGGAUCACUAGAUACAACAUCAUUAACUUUUAACGAAUGCUGUUCAUGAUAACAGUUUUUUAUUAAUUUGACAUAGCGCCAAAACUUCUUAGGGUUGUUCUUGAUAUUAUUGUUAGUGGUUCUGGUCCAAUUUAUUUUAUCACGCUUGAUAAUAUAUUUGGUUUGUUUUCGAAAGAAUGAAAAUUUAGUAUAAUAGUACAUAUUUUUGUUUCUUCUGUAAAGUUUGUGAAAAUGUUUCUUGGAUUUUAAAGCUUGAAUUAAGUCUUUUGAAAACCAAACAGGGUAUUUAGAUGGUUUGCUAAUGAAAACGGGGAUGAAUUCAUUAAUAUUGUGACAUAUACAAGUAGUUAAUUGAUCAACAAGAUAGUUAACAUCAGUAGAUUCAUAGAAAUUUGACCAGUCAUAGUUUUUAACAGCAUUGUAAAGACCAAGAUAGUCACCAUUUAUAUAAGACCUAGAGACUCUAGUAGAACUGACCACAUAAGGAAUGCUGUCAGAUAUUUUUAUAAUUAAGGCAGGAUGAUAUGGGUCUUCAGUGACAAGUGCUUCAUCCGCAUGAGAUACUGAACAUUGCGAGAUGUUUGUAAAACAAAGAUCUAAGAGGUUUUUGGAUGAUAGGAUUGUAUUAUACUGAAAUAGACCAAGACUAGAUAUACAGUUUAUAAGAAUGUAUUGUGCUUUAGUCUUGAUGUGCGUGUGCACGAUGUUGGUAGUUAGAUUAUUGGUCCAAUCAACACCUGGGACGUUAAAAUCACCAAGUAGCACUAACUCAUCUUGAUAAGCAGCCAGUUUAUCUUCUAAAGUCUCAAAAUAAGAUGAAUAAAUAUUUGGUGAUGUUUGGGGUGGUAAAUAUAUAUUGCCAAUUAUAAAGGAUUUAUUCUGAGACAUUUUAACUUUUAACCAAACAGAUUCAAUUCCGGGGUAGUCCAGGUGAAAAAUAGGCUGAAUAGAAGUGAAUUUAAACUUAUUGACUGCUAUCAAAACACCGCCACCACGAUCUUUAGAAGUCAGCAAGGCGUCUCUGUCAUUUCUGUAGAUUGAGUAUUGGUCUGUGAAGUAGUGGGAAUUAAUGCUAAGAUCGUUGAACCAGGUUUCAGUUAGACAGAUAAAAUCAUAAUUAGAGAUAAUAAUGUUUUCAUAGAAUUCUUUUGAUUUAGUUCUCAGACCACGGACGUUUUGAUAAAAAAUUUCCAAUUCCUUUGAAAUAGGAUGCACACAAACAAAUUACGGUGCUCCUCCUGGCACCGGAGACUGGUUCGUUGCAGUGACACCAGCUGAUAAGGGCUUCAUGGGGAUGACGGUCUUAUCAGUGCUGACGGAAUUAUUUGAUGUAGAGUCACUGGUAGCAAUUUGUUCCGGGUGGAGUUUACCGUAGAAGGGACUGAUUAAGCACCCACUCGGCCAGAAUACUAUGUUAUUUAUUCAAUUAAAAUCUUCUUCAAGUACUACUAUGUGAAACAAAGCGUAAGAAUCGAAUUUGGUUCUAAGUUUCACUACCUUAACAUGUGAAAGAUUGAGUUCAUUAGUUAUGUAGUCAACUAUCUCGUUUGCUUGAACAGAAGGAUCAAAACGAGUAACAAACAGUGCUUUUGUUCUUCUCGGAACAGGCUUGGCGACCGUUUUAAGGGUGGGAAUAUUCCUUAUACCCACUUGCAUCUGUGUUUUCUUUCUCCCCGGCUCACGCUUGGACUCUGUAUUCGCCUUCAUUUUGGAUUUUCGUGCAUUUUGCACAACGGUGAAGCCGUCAGAGUCAGCAUGUUGGUUGGUGUGGUUGUUUUUGGUGACAUCACUUUUUUCUUGCUGCGUCAGAAGUAGGUCACUGGACGGACGCCUGUUACCUGAGACGCUCUGUGCUGCUACACGUUCAGUUUUUUUGUCGCUCAAAGACUUCAUUAAAGCCUGACUAUAAGAUAUCUCACUUUUAUUUAUUACAAACAAACUUUCUUUUAUUGAGAUGAGUUCUUGUUUAAUCACAGCCGUUUCAGAGCGGGAGUCGAUAAGCAGACACUUGAGUUGAGCGUUUUCGUUUUGAAGAGCAUCAACUUUAUUGCAAAGCAGUUCAACCUUUUUAAUUAAAUCAUCAAGUUUAAGAGCAUCUGGCUUCAUUAUUUCCAGCUUGGUUAUCUCCAACGUGGGUAGUUCCUGAGUUGCACUAGAACUGGAACCAGAUUUCUUGGUUGGCGAUCUAAACAUUUCCGUGUUGACGACCUGCACUGAUUUUAAAGAGAGAGGUUCAUAUUGGGGCAAAAAAACCCGGAAAUCAGGUUGAUCUAAGAUGGACGAAUUAAUAUUUAACACCAACAGACGAUGUUAAACCAAAAUAGAUCGAGAUAACCGAUGGUAAACGAGGAGCGCGCGCACACACGUCCGUCGGCUAUGGACUCCCGGCCGCUAAUGAUGAUUUAGUAGUUGUACAAUGGUUAUGAAGUAGUGGAGUGAGUUUCUUACAGUGUUUUGUACUUCGGAAAUCUUAAAAACUACUUCGAACAGUUAGCAACAUCGUAAUUGUUGCAACCAAACAUUGAACAAAUUUUUCCAGCCAUAAUAAAAUACAACUACUGAAGAAAACUUUUAAAAAAUGUGAAAUAAAAAUCGCUAAAAUAACAUUGUCCCAAAUGCUCUUACGCUGUAGGAGCAGGACAUGCCAAUACAUAUAAUGCGCUGCACAACGCAUCGCCUGUUUUUUUGGCGACCUUCCUAUAUUGUUGUUCUACAAAAUUUGCUAAAAGCUUGCCAGAAGCUCUCAUCAAACGAUUAACUUUUUUAUUUUUGUUUGUUAUUUACACGUAGUGGCAAAUAGUUAAUACCUUAUUUACUCGCGUAAAGGCCCCGCCCGCGUAUAAGCCUCCCUCCUUGUUUUGUAAACAUUUUUGAGAAAAAAUUUAAAAACGUGUUUUUCUGGAUUUAUCUGAGGGCAGGGCAGCUUGGCAUGCAUCAAACAGCAAGCCAUGUAUUGUGAGCGGCAGUGAUACAGAGACUGGUAUUAUAGUUUGUCCAUUCUCAGUAGGACCGUCGUGAGGCAUGCCAGACGUAAGCAGUUAGUCCUAUCUCAAACGACAUAAAGAUAAAGAAUGCUGGACUCAUGCGCUGCCGCUGUGUUGAUGUGGAGUGUUGUCGGAGUAGAAGAGGGGAAGUGAAGGAGGAAGGGAAGUGGGUCAAGGAUUCUAACACUCCUUUGUCUGGUUGGCUGGCUAGCUGGCAGGAGGGAGGUUAAGCCACGCCUCUGCCUCUCUCCCCUCCUGUCACAGCGCUGCCUCUGCCUCUCUCCCCCCCCUUUCAUAGCACUGCCUCUCCCCCCUGCGGAGUCGUUGCCUCUCUCUUCCUCCUGCCGCGUCACUGCCUCCCCCGCCCUCCCUCAUUCGAAUAAAGACGCACGACUUAAAAAGAAAAAUCUAUUUUUUCCUCCAAAUUCGCGUAUAGGCCCCCUCCCCUUUUUUGGAGUCAAAAUUUGGGGAAAAAAGGGGGGCCUUUACGCAAGUAAAUACGGUAUGCUGUAUGUUUCCCGCACUGUCCAAUAUACAGAAUAUGCCCACGUAACACCCACACAAGCACUCAAAAGUUGUAUCGUAUUUUUCUUCAUGUAGCGAAAUAUUUAAGUGAUAUUCGCCCUCAAAUUCAUCUUCGGUGAAGAAUUAGAUCUCCAUCUUUGAUUCAAAUUGAAAAGUCAAAAUAGAUAUGCUAAGGUUUUGUAGGGUGCCAGUUCACUGACAUUUGCAAUGAUAAGAGAGGGAGGUAGAAAUGUCAACACCACUACGUGACCACACGCAAUCGCAGAAUGCACACACGCAUACUCUGGUUGGUUUAUUUAUUAGUUUUCCCCUCCUGCAUCACAAUGCUAGACCAACAAGUCAUGUGGGUUGCUGGCAUAGACUAGGCCACUGGGCGGGCGUCAGACACAGCACAAUGGCAUCAUCCAUGCUGCUUUUCACACACCGCUGAGAUAUUUUAACUAAACCAUUUUUACUUGCUCAUGAAGUUAUAUUAAUAAAAAACCAAAGCAGGACAGUUAUUUUUACAUAUAUUCAAUGACAGAGCAGCUGGCUGUGAAUUUUCCUUUAACAAAAAAUUAGUGCGGAAUUAGAAAAAAAAAUUAUAGCCAAGUGUAACCUAUAUUGAUCGGAAAGUCGAUGCAAGCGUGCUCAAAUAUGUGCGCGAACUAAGAAAUAAUAAUGGAAUAAUGGAAAUGCCAUUUCUUACUGACUGCUCAAGGUGAAGGCCGGGGAAUUAGAAAAACACAACAAUACUCCUAACAGGCAGUUCGAAGCAUUUGUAGGCUGGGUUGUAUAUUUCCUGCUGUGCAAUAAUUUGAGUGUAUGUAGGACAACUUCAGUGUGUCGAAGGCUUCCUGCAGAUUACAUAGAAAAAAUUGCAAGAUUCCCCGUUUUCAGUCCGCAAGCUUGAGAUUCUGCAUAAAAGCGUACUUAAAUUGGUAAUGCAUACCAGACGCCUGUCUACUUUGAUAAUACGUUAAAAUCUACUUGUUUGGUAGAAAAUGCAGAAAGUGUUGCAAUAAGAACAGGAAAUGAGAAGAUGAGAUGCAUUUUCACGCUGUAAUAAAGGCUGACAGAAGUUAACUACUACCACACAUUAUUAAACAUAAAACUUUGCUAAAAAAAUUUCUGCGUGGAAUGCUUGUAUGAAUUCAGAAAAAGUGUGGAUGAACUAGAAGUUAACGUUGGACUGGGUGAAGUGUGAAUGGAAUAAUCGUUCUAGGGUGUUACUUACACAGCUUUAAAGUUUCCAAGGUCACCUGGUGUAUCCAGAGCUGAAAAUAAUCGAAGGCAUAAUUUUAGGUGUCCAAAUGUAAGUAUUACAACCAUUUGAUGUGUGUGUGAAUGUGCCUUUCAAAGACAGUUAACACAGUUAUUUUGCAGAAUGGAUGUCAACUGGUGAACAUGCACAAUAUCCCACAAGAAAAAUAAAAAGGAAUUGUUGGAAAAAGUGUGCGAGUGGAUAAUGGCAAGUUGGUACCAGAUAAAUCUUUUGAACUGGUUGUCAAAGCUUCAGGAAAAUGAGUAUCUCUAUCGCUAUUGAUGGAAGUGAAGAUCACAUCUGGCAGCGUGAUGGGAAUGGAAACGAUUCAGAAAAUUACCUCGACAGAAAUAUAUUUUCUUCAAGUACGAAAAUAAGUGAUGCCGAAUAUCUCUUUUGAGAUAAAUUACCAGUAUGUGUUUUAUUUGAACUACCUAUUGUGUAAUUUUUAAUGUUUUCAUUUUCUCUCUUCCAGGUUACAAUGGAAAAGACACAUUAAUUACUUCUGAUUCAUGAUGAAAAAUUUUUUUUAACAAAAUGUUGGAUAAAUAAUUAAUUAAAAUAUUUGGUGUGCUUUUGUAUGGUCUGAUCUUUUAAUUAAACAUACUUUCCAUGCAUCAUGUAUUAUGAAAAAAUUAACCUAAAAAAUGCUUUUAUUGCAUAAAAAUUGCACCCCUUAUUUUCAAACUUGAUUAUAGUACAGUAAAACUUGUUUGAUAAGUUCCCGCACAGUACAAAACCAUUUCCCGUCUAAUACGAUUAAAUUUUUCGGUCCCGCCAUUUCCUCCAUAUGUAGCAAGUUAUUUUUUCCUAUGUAAAAGAUUGCCUAAAAAUCCUGUACUGGUUUAAAAUGAAUAUUUAAAGUUAAAAUCCAUUAUACAUUACAUUACAGUGUACUUAAUUAAUUGAAAGAAAUAUGAAGUUGGUAGAUGUGUAAAUUCUUCCGUCACCGCUGUGUAGUGCGUAUGAAAAGGUAGCCAGCACUAGUUGGCAUCAUGCUUGGUUACGUUAUUGCCUGUAAAAAGUGUGUACACGUAGUCAAAUAUCAAUAUCGAUAGCUCGCAGAUGGCAUGCAUCUAGCACACUCUCUGGUGCUGAGAAAACAAUAUUUGACAUCUUUCACUCUUUCGUGAUUAUUACUCCCAUGUGAUUUUUUGGUUCCGGGUUCAGUUCCCUUUAAAAUACCUGACGUGGAACUGACUCUUAAACUCUUCGGUUUUGGUUCCGGGAAAAUUUGUUCCUUUUUGUUACCUCGCGUGGUGAUAUGUUAAUCAUGUGGGAAAGAGAAAAUACCACACAUUCUUUCAAUGUUGCCAACAUCUUGCAAUGUAACAAGGCACAAAAAAGUUAUGUAAUAGGGUAUAGUUACAACAUUUUUUUUGGAGAGACAGGAACCGGAACAAGCCAUCUAGGUUUCACCUAUUUUUUGGCCAUAAUAAUUUAAUUGGUUAAUUUUUAUCUUCGUUAAAGCAUUGUAUAUACAUUCAUAGAAUUCCUGAUGUUAAUAGUGGCUGGCUGCUACAAACAUUUUUCCAUGUGUUCUCUGCUUAACAAAGAAGAAGUUUCAAACAAUAGCAAAACAGUGAUGGCACAAAUACUGUUGAAACAAUGUGUCAUCUUUCACUUCAUUUCGUAUAUUGGUUGUACUGUUUUUUGUCAGUUAGAAUGUUACUAUUACCUGCCAUUUGUACAUUAAAGGCCAAUUACAAUAUAAACAAACCACGCAAGUAGGGAUGGGGCGAAUCCUGAUUUCCUCGAAUCCGAAUCCUAACUCAAAUCCUCGACUGGAAUUGCCGAAUCUCGAACCCAAACCCGAAUCUUUUAACAGAUGAUGUCCACAUAUCUAAUGUAAGUGAGAUGUAUUCUGCUUGCACUAAAAGUCCUUUGACUUUAUCACAUGUAGUUUGGUACAUUUCUGGUAUAGCCUAAGUGUAUAUAAAGACAAAACAAUUUUCUUGAGAAAUUUCAGUUUUAGUACAGAUUAGCAGUUAGGAUUUUUUCUAUAAAUAAGCUAGAGGUCUGCAAUCCUAAGAAUUUUACUUCGAGCCGAGCUCGAGCUUUUGUGGUACAGUUACACUUUUGGGAAAUUAUUUUUAUCUUAAACUUAGUAUAAUGUUUGAAUAAAGUAUUAAAAUGAAGUGGGCUUAUUAAUUUUGUGUAACUAUUUACAGUGUGUGUUUACAUUUUGCACUGCUAGAAAAAAAUAACAUUUUUUUCCAUUGAAUCUUACCGAUUUCCAUUGGUUCAUUAGUAACUGAUAUCAUCUAACUAACAUAACCAAGUAUAUGUUUGUGUAAAUGUAACAUAUCUUUUGGAAAAUUUCAUCCUUGUCAAUUUUUCUGGAGUCCUUACUGAGCUUCAACAAACUUAACACCAAAAAUCAUGUUGUUUGAAAAGUACAUUCACAUUGUUUCAACAUUUCCACUUUUCAGCACAAUAAUUCUGAGAGAGAUUGUCACAGAGUCUUAUUAAAUUCUGUUCUUUAAUCUAUCAUGCAGAACAAUAAUUUGUUCUGCACGUUCAGGAGUUAAAUUAGCUCUACGAUUGGAGAUAGUGUUUCCAGCAGAAGAGAAGCGUCUCUCGCUGGCAACCUGCGUGGCUGGAAUGCUUUAGUAAAAUUGCUUAACCUCAAAAUUAGUGUCAUAAAUAUCUGUAACUGGUCAGUUUAAUCAAUUGAAAGUAAUAAAAAUAAAAGCAUUUUACUUCAUUCAAUUUACACUUGCAAAAAAAACAUACACACAUAAACCUACAUGGAAAUUAAAGUCUUUUUCAAUAUCCUGAAGUCUGAAAUAUGUUUACUCAUGUCAUUAAAUGUAGAGCUGUAUUGAAGAAGCCGAUUUUGCCAAUAUUUAGUUGAAUCGGCAUUUCUGCCGACUUCCGAUACAGUACGCUUGUUAAUUUUCGGCCGAUAUUACUGAAAAACAAAAGAGACUGCCAUAACCUAAAAAUCCACAAGUACCAUUUUCACUUUUCGUAGUAGUACUGCAUUCUUUCACAUCACAUUAUUUCUUAGCAACAUGUGCCAACCGUAUAUCAAAGUUUAACAUCCUUUUUUUUUCAACAAUGUUCUUUAAUUUAAUAUGUCAUAAAUAAAUAAUACAUUACAUCUCGGUUGUUACGGUAACUAUAGUGCAAAUAUGGUAGCUAUUAUGCUUCUGUAGUAAUUAUGGUAUUCUACAAAGAAUCUUUAGUUCUUAUUAUGGUAAUUAUCUUAAAAUAACUAUUGGGUUUGUACUGUAGUUAUGGUACAUCAUCCAUAUUUCUUCGUAUGUUGUUGUUCAUUUGUCUUUUCUUCAUAUCAAAUACUGUAGAGGGAGAAUACAGGACAGCUCUAUACUAAUAGCACAGCCGCGCGGGCGAAGAGCGUCAGUGCUGCUACCUAGCGGCUCGGCGUGCAUUCCAAGCCUAAAAUGUAUUAAAUUCAACUCGUCAUUGCACCUAGACUAAUCAACAGAUUCUUUUGAAAAAAAUUGUGUUGACCCUGGUAUUCUUUGCGGCCAUGCAGAUGUAAAUUUAUUUGCUGAAAAGUUAGUUGCUUUCGAUGUAAAAAAUAGUUAACAAUGAACAGCAUAUUUUCAAGGAAAAUUGAAGUAAAAAAUUUCAAAGCAUUCUAUUGCUAAUCAUCGUUCAUUUAGGGAAUUAUCUAAUGAAUUAAUUAAAUUAUCCAAAUUUUUUAGCCACUAAAUACUAUUGAUUUGCUAUCGUUCAACAGCCUAUUGGUUAAAAGUUUUUUUAUGAAUAUAUGCAAUAUAAUGAGUACAGUUGUUCAUAUAGUGUAUAAUACGUAUAUAAUAAUUAUAUGUACAGUUAACAGAGAUUUGAGUACGAUAUUAUGAAAUUAAAUAACAUGGACUUUUAAAUAAUAUUGAAAAUUAAAGGGAGAUGAAAAAAUACAUAAUUUCAGUAUGACAUAAAUAUGUAGAAGUAGGGUCAGUUGGGGUAAUUGUGAACAAAUUUUACUAGUUUCAAUUACUGAUGGCUUUUAGGAGCAUAUUAACCAUGCAAAACCUUUUAGAACCUCCAUAAAACUAUUGUUUUACUCCAAACCUUCAAUUAAAAUUGGUUAUUUUUGCUGUGGAUUAAUUAUAAAGUAACUAAAAUGCUUGUUCAUAAUUACCCCGGAGACUAUGGGGUAAUUAUGAACAUCUUUAUCUGUGUACAGAUGGUAGACUAUAAAAAUCAUAAAGUUCACACAAAAAUAUUUGGCAGGGAUAAGUUGCAGAUAUCAUUCAAGAGGAUAAUUACGUUGUUCUUAUUUACCCCAAUACGAACUUAACAAUGAUCCAAAGAUUACUUUUUUAUCAGGAAAUUAUUUUAUUCUAUUACAACAACCAUAACAACGUGUCAAUGGGACAACAUUGGAUGUUUAUUUCAUUAACAUAUUUUAUUAAAAUCAAGAAGCAAAUUACUGAAAAUAUGCAGAAUGAAUCAAAAUUUUCUAAUUUUUACUUCUCUUUCACAUUAACACUGCCAUUAAACUUGUACACAGAUUUUCUUCCUGCUUUUUUGUAUUUUGGACACGGCAGAAUAGCUUUCACCUGGCUUUUAGUGAUGGUGAAUUUGUCAUUCUCCACUAAAAUAAAUUGUUUGUAUCGGGACAGGUCUCAUGGAUCAAAAAAAUCUUCUGUUCGUUUUGUUUUAUCAAGAGGAAACAGCCCAGUUGACUGAAAGCCUUUGACAAUGUUGUCCGUUUUCAUCUUUGCCCAAACGUUCCCCAGUAAUGUCGCGAACUCAGAUUUUUUCAGACGAGAAGGACCACUUCCCAUCUUGGUUUUACCAUGGAUAACUAAAACAUUGUCCCAUUCAGUCUUAACUGGGCCAAAUAUGCACUUAUCUAGUGGUUGAAGACGAUCUGUAAGGUGGCUGGGAAAUUUUAUCAGCUCCACAUUGUUGAAGAUUGCCUGCUCGAUAAUGCGAAUGCUUGUAUGGCUUUCAUAACCAUCAUAAAAAAGAAAAGCAGUUUUAUGUGCCAUGUUUUUCUUUUUACGUAUUUCAUUUACAUGGGUGAUGAAUAUCUUGACGUCAGCCGGGGCUACGCCCCAUGAGCCUAGUCAGUCUCCGUUUCCUCAACAUCCCCCUCCCCUUCCCUGGCAUUUGUACCGCCAUGUACGUAGUCGUGUGUUUGAAUUGCGCGCCACGAACUACCACAAGAGGGCGCUUAGAAGCAGUGCGGCGACCCCUAAAAUUGCUACGUUUUAAUAUUAUUUGUAAACCUUUUUGUUUGUUUUCAUUCAUCUUUGCCCCAGUGUUAUGCAGUUUACUUGUGUAUUCUUUAAUUUAAAUACACUAGAGUCCCGUUAUAGCGAGGUGUCACGGUUCCGGGUUUGAUCCUCGCUAUAACCGUGUCCUCGUUAUAACCGAAUUGGACAAAUUUUGGGCCCCAAAAAAUAAAAAUUAACCGAAAAUAGCAUAAAUAUUGUGUUUAAACCUGUAUAAUUGGAAAAUAACAGGUUAUAUUAACGAAAUCUUAAUUUCUGUGAGUAGAUGUGUGAAUUCUCUUUAAAACGAUACCCCAUAAGUACGGAUGCAAUCACCGAUUGCGUCAAAAUAACCAGAAUGGAAUACCCUACCACGCCACGUAAGUAUAGCAUCUCAGCCCGCGGCCGACGCAGCAUUGUCCUGCUAUCUAUUGUCGACGCGGGCUGUCUGCUGGCGGCCAUGUUGGUUCGGGAUGUAGUUAACAGGUGGUGCUAGUGUAGCGCGACGAUUUAGCAGGAGUGCGGCAACGCACGUACGCCUCAAACGAAAUAGUCGCUGUAAAACUAUACUUUUUUCAUUUAAAGAAACCUGUCAACUUUUUUAGAAAAUAAAUUAGUGAUUAAACUCAAACCAUCACCACCCCUUUCCCGGACAGAUACCCCAACAACUGACCGAAACAAAAGUUACAAGAAAACUGUCCUAGCGAUUCGGAAAUAAAUACGGUAGUGCCUACUAGAGGUGUAAAAGUAACGAAAAAAUGUGUACCCGAAUGUAUUCGUUACUAUCGUUACGUUACUCAUUACUUCUGAUACCGCAUAACAUGCUGUUUUAUGUUGCAGCAACGAAUCCAGUCGUAUUGCGUACGCGUACAGUAUGACGUCGCGUAAAUAAUAAUAAAUAGAAUAUAAACAAUUAACAAUAUUUGAUAAUUAAUAGUUUUUGUUAACCAAGAAACAAUUAAAUCUCAUUAGAGCGGCUUUCUAAUAUUAUCUCUUUUAAGAUAACAACCAAAAAAACGUGAAAAUACGUGAUUAUAAAAACAAAAACAUACAUAAACUUGGACGACGAAUUUCCAAAUUAUACUUUACUUAAUAAACAAACCUCGAUCUUUGUAACGUAAAUUCAUCUAAUAUGCGCUCGCAUGCGUAAAACAUACGAAAAAUGCGAGUAACGAGAUGCAUUCGUGUGUAACGUUUCGUUACUCGUUACUAGAUGGCGCACCCGUUACUCAGUACCGAAUACAUACGGUUUGCUACAGCUCUAGUGCCGACGGAAGUUUGAUAAAAGAAAGAAAGGACGGGAUUCUAUUUUUAAAGCCACGCACUUACGUGGCGACUGCAAGGCUGAAGAAUGUGACAGGCGUCAACGGCAGGAUGUCUAGUGGCGAGCGAAAGGGGUGGAGAUAAAGCAGACAAAUAACAAAAGCGCGCUUCAAGCGAUCACGCCGUAAAUUCCUCAAAAAUACCUCGUUAUAGCCGUGUUCUCGCUAUUACCGUGCUCGCUAUAACGAGAUUCUACUGUAUGUUACUUGAAAGAACCACAGACGUUGCCCGGGCGGACCCGAAUAGGCACGGACUUGGACGAGAGUAGGAAUGUUUUUAUAUAAAUUAUCAUUAAAUAAGUAAAUAUUAACGAACUUUAAAUUGCCAGUAAUUUUUACAUAUUUUUUAAUGUUGAUCUGUAAUUUGCUUAACUUUCGCCGGGGCACGGAAUCGUAGGAUGUAAUAACGGUAAUUGUGUUGGCGCGAAGGGCGCCAUGUUGCCACCUGCGAGCGAUGAGCUCGGCCCAGUCCAUCUUCAUCACUGACCGAGAGCAGACGCGCCAGCACCCCGGGGACCUCAACCAUUGUGCAUCACUGACCAAGUAAUUCUGUAUCGUUAAUUCUUUCUAAAUCUCUUUCGUUCGUUAUCCUCGGGGCAGCUCUCGGUCAGCGGGCUGCAUAAUUAAUUAAAUUGUCUCAGUCGAGUUUUUUAACCAUCGUGUAAUAAGCAUACUUUGUAGCAUGGCCACGUGUGUGGACCAUGCCUUCACCUAAGUCGAUUCGUGCCUCAGGCUUUUUAACCGUGUAACGUGUAACGGGCGUGGAGAGAAACGUGCUAGUGAAAUUAAAUCUGGGUAUAAAUAUAAACUGAGUAAUUUAUUUAACCACGUGGUGAGUGAGCCUACUUAGCCUAGGAGUGUGGCGUGCCCGACGCCUAGAGCGGGCCAGGUCUGGGUAGGUAGGGUAGACAGGGCUGGUAACUCGUCCCCACUUGGGCUACGUAACGCCCUGAGAGAGAGACUAGGCGGGUCCACGUGCCCUUCCACGUGGUGGCGCCCAUGUUUAACGUCUUAAAAUCGCCGGGAACGUGCGAGCAGCCCUCAAUUUUAGUGAACCAUUCAUAAAACGAGACCUCUUCCAUCCACCCGUUAGUGGUUGCAGCAUACAUAGUUCCAGGAUAUGGUUGUGGUGAUAUCCACCAUUCAUGAACAGCUUGUCCCUUGUAUACUAUGAGAGAGGGUAGAACCUCACCAUUAGCAGAAACGCAUGCAAGUACUUCCAGAACCAUCGGAAACCCUGCUGAGAGGUUUCCCAUUUUCCCCUAUUCCUCUCAUGCGGGAUGGGUCGUUAGGAAACCCACUUUCAUCUGCAUUAAAAGUGAAGCUUCCUGAAUCAUCUUCUACAGAGUUUUUUUGCAUAAGCAUUCUAACCAUCUCAAAAAAAUGGUAAACAACAAACGGAUCCCUUGCAUUCUUCCGUGCUUUUUGCAAGUGUUCUGGUUUUUUUUAGCGAAAUGUUAGGAUGUCGCUUCAUAAACCCAUAGUACCAGUCUUCACCUGGCUUACCAUCUUUAAAUCGGACAUUUAACUCGUUUUUUGCUUAUUACCUAUUCUAUGUUAUGUAAUGUGAGGUUAUGUUUUUGAUGCUACCAUGUUUAAUAGUUAAAAUCUCUGUAAAUUAAUAGGUAAUGCUCAAAAUUUAAAUUUUGCAAGCAGUAAUGUCUAAAUGUAUGGCCUACCAUGCAACAAAACACAAAAACCAACUGUUCAUAAUUACCCCGUAUGAUGAAAAGUAUGGGGUAAUUAUGAACAUGGUUCUGCAGGUCCUUGAAAAUGUGUUGUAGCAAAAUAUUAUUUAUAUUCUGUUAUAGUAAACAUAUAUUGUCAAAUAUUUACUAAAACAAAGAAUUAACUUGUUUUAAUAUGAUGGAAACAAAGGAUAUUCACAUACACUAAAAAUCUGUUUAUCACUUUAAACUGUAAGAUAUUUGAAAUACACAAACCAUGCAGCUAACCUCAAAGAAAAAAUGUCGGGAAUGUUAUAAUUCAGUAAACAGGAAUGUAAACAUUUGAUUUCAACUUCCUUUUAGUAUCAGGCACUGUCACAUGAGCGCUAGUAGCGCUUGUUCACAAUUACCCCGUGUUCAUAAUUAUCCCAACUGACCCUACAUAGCAUUUGACACAAUGUAAAUAAACAAUAUAAUCCUUAAAUUAGAACUUACAAUCGCACCAUCUUAAUUAGCUACCAUAAAUAUUAAAUAUGUAUUAAUACCUCGUUACUUUAAAAUAAUAUUUAAAUAAAUGCAUUAUUACAAUGGUACGUACCAGAGCUAGAACCAGUUUUACAAGAUUCACUUUCAUUGUAAAUGAAAAAGGCAAAUAAUAUACAAGAGACGAAUAUGCUUGUACAAUUUUAUCCAGCUGUACCUAAAUAGGUAGCAAGAAGUUUAUUUUCCCCGAUCAUACCUUAUUAUAACCACUGAUAUGCUAGAUAUUCCAUACAGUUUACAUGUGCAUGACUUUUGCUUUUUUGUUUUCUUUAUUCCGGGUUCUCCCACAUUCAUCGUAAAACAAAUAUUUUAAUGUCAUAAUCAAUUGUUUUAUAAAAGGUGUAAACGAUGCUUUUGCGAGGAAAUACAUUAUCUGAAAAGGAAUUGUGUGAAAAUAAGAAGAAGAAAACAAAGCAUAAAAUCACUAUAAUAUCAACAAACCAAGAAAUAAGGCAUAUUUAGUUAACAAUGAAAGCGGGAAGUGGGAAAUACUACAACUCACGAGAGUAUGUUUUUCUAAAAUAAAUAUUUUGACUUGGGGAAAAUUUUUACGUUCUAUAAGGCAAUAGAAUUUAAAAAAAAAAAAAAAUAUUUAAUAAUAAUUCCUUUCAAUUCUGACUGUUACUCUUUGUACUUCAGCGAGUUUAGUUUCAGAGGUUUUCGUAUGGCGCGGCCGUGGUCGCGGCAGCUAGGGGUAGUCAUCACGCCGAGCCGCGAGAGCGCAGCACCGUCGGUUUCUCGCGAAAACGAGCGAGCUGUCCUGUAUUCUCCCUCUACAGUAUUUGUUCAUAUUUACGUGCGCCAUUAUUUGAGACAGGAAGUUUCAGAAAAAAUUUUAACGGACUUUAUAUCACACAUUUAAUGGCGUAAAUGAUGAGACCUCGGGCAAUUUAAAAUAGAGGUGGGUUGUUACAGCAAUUUUCGGUAUCUGUUCCAACCUGAUACUGAUACAGUAAUGUAAUUAGUUACAAGUCUCUGAUAUUUUUGUAUCAGAGCAGUAGCGGUCCCAGGAAGCGACAAGGUAUCAGCAUUCUCGUUACAGGGUACACAUCCUCCGUGCCAUCAUCACCAGCGUAAAAAGGUAUCGGUGUCUGAUACAUUAUUUAUCACGCCCGGUAAUUCUCUACCUCUGUUACUCUCAUGCCCGCCUGAUACAGCCAGUAUCAAUCAGUUCAACAUUCACUGCAGUUCGUCCUGGUCGUCUAUUACCACGUACAUUGUUGCGGGCUGUCAUGCUUUGUAGUUAGUAUCUUUAUAGUGAAAUAAGGAAUGGAUAUGUGCAGGGAAAAGAAUUCAUUUGUGUGGAAUUUUUUUACGGAAAAUAAUGAGUUUGCUAAUUGUAAUUUGUGUAAACAAAAACUGAGUUAUAAAUCAUCAUCGACUAAUCUGAAAAAACAUUUGAAACGUAAACAUUGAUAUAGUAUGCUCACUAAUGUACGUAUCUGUUUUUUUUUUUAUUUUUAAUUUUUGAUAAAAUCGUAAUCUUUAAAUGUAUGAAAACACUAGUUACUAAUAGUUUUCGGAAAAAAAAUCCAUAUGUUGAUUACAUCUGUUAUUAGUGUCAACUGAGAAUUUAUUUGUAUUUUCAUAGCUGUUAGGUGCACAAAUAUAAAUAUUAUAUCUUGUAUUAAUGUACUUUUUAAUAUUAAAAUUUCAUUAGUUUUAUUAUUGAACGAGACUGUGCACGCACUGCGCACUGAGCGUUUUUUGAUGUGGGACAAUAACCAAACGACUCGUAACAAUUUCGCUUUGCGCCUUUCCUUCCACGCCUUCCCCUGCGCUUCCUCCCCUACAUUACUUCCCUUCUUUAUCCCUUAUUCGUCGUUCCUGCUCCCUCCCCUUUCACAAGCUCCGCCCAAGUGACCGUCAUCUGCGAUCGGGUUCUGCGCACAUUGGCCGUAGUGUUGUUCCAGGCGAAUUCUGAACUAAUACUAAAAAACUUGAUACUUUUCAAGUGUACUCGUUUGAUGUUCCUGAUACAGGCGUGUAUCAGUUCCAAAGAAUCAGGUUGAUACUUUUCGACCCACCUCUAAUUUAAACGCUUUAUACGGAAAAACCUACCAUGCGGGACCUCGUAAGUGAGUUUUACUGUAUUUUUUUUUUCCGUAAAUAGUAAAAAACCGAAUCCUUUGACAAAUCCUAUAUCAGACCUGCCGAAGCUUCGAAUCCCCAGGAUUCGGCGGAUAUUGGAUUCGGUCGCCCCAUCCCUACACGCAAGCAUACUGUACGUUGUAAAACUACCAACAUCAAAACUGAAUACAGGAAUUGUAAGAAAAAUAUAAAAAUUAUUUUCAAUUAUAUAAAUCAUAAAAUUAGAAAGUAUCUUUGCUAUCAGGAAUUUGAUGACAGCAAAGGUUUGAGGUUAGUUUUAAAAUACUCAAACAAAUUAAGUUUUAGGCUAAGGUAAAGAGUAGGUACGCUUCUUUUCUGUGGUUUUUAUUGUUUUCAAUAAUUAAAUAUUGAACCAGUAAACUUCAUUCAUAUUUAGUGUAGCAAAAUAGAUUAUUUUUUUCAUUUACAAGAACCAAUACUGGAAUCGAGAAACGAGGUUCUUGAUGUAAACCCGAACCGCAUUCGAACACAGCAAUAAAGCCCUGAACUGGACAGCCCUAGUAGUUAGUGUGUAUCAAAAUGACAAAAGUUAUAAGUAUAGGAUACCCUAAAAACAUUAGGACAUAAUUUUCAUUGUCAAGUUAUUCUAAGCAGAUGCUAAAAAUAUUUUUGUUUUGUAGAUUGUAUGCAUUUUUAAAAUUUUUAUUUAAGCAUACAUUCAAGUAGAAUUAUAUUUUCAAUAAGAAAUUUAAACUUCUUAGGCCCCAGUUAUCAUAAGAAAAUGUUACCAUUGGUCACUUUAUUCACAUUAAAAAUUUUUUGAGACAGUCCCUUGAAAAAGUCUUAACAGAGUUACACUGUACUAAAAGUGUGACGACUAUGUGAUAAAACAUGGUAGUAACAAAAGGUGGAAAUUCACUUUGUUCUUUAGAUGUGAAUCAUUUAUUAAUGUAGAUUUUUCUUUAAUUUCACCGAUUAUCAUUAUAUCUAAUAAAAAGGUUGUAAUACCCACGAAAGGACGAUACCAGAGACAGGCACUCGCGAGACACACUUUUUCUCAGUUAAAUGUACAGCCAGCCAUAUGAAAGUAUGUUGAGAUCAUUAGCCAGUUAGAAGGUAAAUUAUAUGUGCUCAGUUUUAUCUCUGAGUAACAUGAGCUAGUGGUUGGCUGUCUGAAACAGAGGUAAGGACAGUCCUCUGUGAUUGGUAGCUACGACACUGCACUCUGUAAGAAUUUUGUGAAACUACUUUAAAGAUUAUACACGACCCUUCAAAUCACUUCUGAGCAACUAACCAGCACUUUCUCUUUAGCAAGUCAUUUAUACAACUUGCAUUUUUGUAAACUUAAGUGAUACUGAAAAUAAUACAAAAAAAAUUAAAAAUUUAAAAAUGGAAUAUUUGCUUCAAAGAAAAAGUCUGUUUGCGCAUAGCCCUAGUGUCUGACUGAAGAUACACCUUACCCAAGCAUAUUCAUGUCAGUAAAAUAAACAAAAAUUAAAAUAAUUGCAUGUAGCCAUAAUUUCUUAUAAAGUACACUUUGUUUUUGUAUUCAGAUAUUGCAAUAUGUAACUUAGACAUGUUAACUAAUGGUCACUAUUCAAGUAAAAAAAUGGCUGCAGCCCCCAUCACUAACCUCCUUUGGAUCGGCAACAGGAAAAAUACUAUAAUACAUAUAUAUGAAAUGUUAUACAGUAGAAUCCCUCCUGAACGACCCCCUCUGGAACGACCAUUCCGUAAGAACGACCAGUUUUCGAGGAACCGUGAAAAAACUCGGAAAAAAAAAAAGAGUAAAAUCGGAUGAAAAACAAGUGCGCUACACACUAUGUACGGCGCUGCGCGUCACGUUUUUCUUGGCGAGCGCUGUACUGUUGGCAGGCGCACGCAUGGCUAAAAAUAGAUACCACCCCUCCAGAGUCCAGACUGGCCACCCUAGCGAUAACGGUAAACAGUGGUGCGCAUGCGCAUUUCUGUUGCCGUCCCGUGUCUUUGUCUUGUGGCUUGUUAGUGUGAUCUUGCUCGCUGUUGGAUACGCUUCUUUUGCUUGUUGAUUCGGAUAUUUCUUGGUUUUUAUUAUUGUUGACGACUUAUUACGCUUUGUUUCUUGGACGCCGAUUUGGUUAGUGGUUUGAUUUUGUGAAUUUUGUAUAUUGUUGACGACACACGCAUUUGUUUUUGGAUUUUGAUUUGGUAAAAUUAUUGGCUUGAUUCUAUGAACGAUCGUUGACGACACACGCAGUUUUACACGGAUUUUGAUUUUUUUUUUGGGAUUUUCGUUUCGCAUUUGUGAUAAUAAGUGCCAAGCAAAAUACACUUUCGCUAAUGAAAAAAUAUGAGAUCAUCCAGCAAGUGGGUAAGAAAACAAUUUCCAAGACUAAGAUAGCGCAGCAAUACAACAUUCCGAAGUCUACUCUCUUCACGAUUCUCAGACAGAGAGAAGAAAUUGUGAAUGCAGUACAGAAGCAAUUCCGCAAUGUGCAACUGAAAAAUUUGAGGGGCGCGACGUACGAAAACUCGGCCGCUCUAUAUUUCAAACCACCCAGUUACGUAAACGUUAGCACGAUGUUAUUUUAAAGCUGCCCAAAUAACGGACGGUUCUUUCCGUGAAAUGGCCGGGAGGGGGGGGGGGGGGGGGGGGAAUUGGCCAAAAAUUGCCCAAAUUCUCUGGAACGACCCUUCCGUAAGUACGACCGUUUUUUCAGGAACCGUGAGGGGUCCUUCCAGCGGGAUUCUACUGUACCAGAUAAUUGUAUAGUAUGAUAUUUAAAAUACUAAAAUAAGUAAGUGUAACAAGUAUUCUCUUUAUUGGAUUGGUUUUUCACGAGCGUGUAUACGAGUGUGCUGCCUCAGAGAACUAGCCUGGGUAAACUUAGCAGAACAAACUGAACAUGAGAAAGGUUUAUCUCCAGUAUGUAUGUGAGUGUGCCGCUUCAAACUGUCAGCCACGGUAAACUUAGCAGAACAUACUGUACAUGAGAAAGGUUUUUCUCCAGUAUGUAUAAAAGUGUGCCGCUUCAGAGUACUAGCAUUGUUAAACCUAGCAGAACAAACUGUACAUGAUAAAGGUUUUUCUCUAGUAUGUAUAUGAGUGUGCUGCCUAAGAUGACUAGCCUGGGUAAACUUAGCAGAACAAACUGAACAUGAGAAAGGUUUUUCUCCAGUAUGUAUACUUGUGUGCUGCUUCAGAUGACUAGCCUGGGUAAACUUAGCAGAACAAACUGUACAUGAGAAAGGUUUUUCUCCAGUGUGUAUAAAAGUGUGCCGCUUCAGAGUACUGGUAUCGUUAAACCUAGCAGAACAAACUGUACAAGAUAAAGGUUUUUCUCCAGUAUGUAUACGAGUGUGCUUCAUUAGAUGACUAGCCUGGGUAAACUUAGCAGAACAAACUGUACAAUAGAAAGGUUUAUCUCCAGUAUGUAUACGUGUGUGUUGCUUCAGAUUACUAACUUUGCUAAACCUAGCAGAACAAACUGUACAUGAGAAAGGUUUUUCUCCAGUGUGUAUAAAAGUGUGCUGCUUCAGAGUACUAGCAUUGUUAAACCUAGCAGAACAAACUGUACACGAGAAAGGUUUUUCUCCAGAGUGUAGACGAGUGUGCCGUCUCAGAUGACCAGAACAGCAAGACUUAGCAGAACAUAUUUGACAUGAGAGAGGUUGUUUGCCUCUAUGUGCAUUAGUGUUCUGCUCUGAUGGUGUAUAAGUGCAUGAACUAUCCUGUAUGCUAACACAAUUAUCAGUAGAUCCAAGGUAACUUGUUGUGCAGCUUGAUAAUUUUGUGCAGUCAGUAUUAGUCACUUCUGGCUUGAUUAAGCUGCUGGUGUCUGGUGAGUCUUGGGAUCUGUGGCCCAUGCAUCCUGAUGAAGUGUUGCCAUGGUAACCCACACAGCUGUGUGGUUCAUUCCAUCCAGCUGCUGUGGCUAGAACAGAAACAAGAACAAUUUAUAUGUUAAGAAAGAGAAACAUGAACAACAAUUAAAGGAAAACUCAUGUAA